This is a messenger RNA of Pelobates cultripes (western spadefoot toad), 58688 nucleotides long. Lineage: Eukaryota; Metazoa; Chordata; Amphibia; Anura; Pelobatidae. The record is from the annotation of a GenBank genome assembly.
CUGUGCGCUCUGUGCGGCGGGGUUUCUGUGGGCGGAGUCAGUGUGACCGUUACUGGCAGGGAGCACGCGGACUGUGGUGUCAGAUAGCAGGUAACGGGUUACAGCACGUGGCGACUGCAUUGCGUUACCAUGGAGACUGGCAUGGAAUGAUAAGUGCUGCCGUGCUGUAUGUAGCGUUCGAAUGCUGCAUACCGCAAAGGGGAGAUUGAGUGAGGAGGGCAGCGUGUCAAUGCUACAUACAGUAAGAAGAGACUGUCUGUGUGGGGUGCAGCGUAUCAAUGCUCCAUACAGUAAGGAGAGACUGUGUGGUGCAGCGUUUCAAUGCUACAUACAGUAAGGAGAGACUGUGUGUGGUGCAGCGUUUCAAUGCUACAUACAGUAAGGAGAGACUGUGUGUGGUGCAGCGUUUCAAUGCUACAUACAGUAAGAAUAGACUCUUAGUGGAGAAUGCAGCGUAUCAAUGCUACAUACAGUAAAGAGAGCACAUCUUAGUGUGGGGUGCAGCGUGUCAAUGCUACAUACAGUAAGGAGAGACUGUCUUAGUGUGGGGUGCAGCGUAUCAAUGCUACAUACAGUAAGGAGAGACCGUCUUAGUAUGGGGUGCAGCGUAUCAAUGCUACAUACAGUAAAGAGAGACCGUCUGAGUGUUGGGUUCAGCAUAUCAAUGCUACAUACAGUAAGGAUAGACCGUCUUAGUGUUGGGGUGCAGCAUGUCAAUGCUACAUACAUUAAGGAGAGACCGUGUUAGUGUGGGGUGCAGCGUUCAAUGCUACAUACGGUAAGGAGACUCUCUUAGUGAGGAGUGCAGGGUUUCAAUGCUACAUACAGUAAGGAGAGACCGUCGUAGUGUGGGGUGCAGCGUAUCAAUGCUACAUACAGUAAAGAGAGACCAUCUUAAUGUGGGGUGCAGGGUUUCAGUGCUACAUACAGUAAGAAGAGACUGCCUUAGUGAGAAGUGCAGCUUAUCAAUGCUACGUACAGUAAGGAAAGACUGUUGGUGAGGAGUGCAGCGUGUCUGUGCUACAUACAGUAAGGAGAGACUUUCUUAGUGAGGAGUGCAGGAUAUCAAUGCUACAUACAGUAAGGAGAGACUGAGGAAUGCAGCAUUCAAUGCUACAUACAGUAAGGAAAGACUAUUACUGAUGAGUGCAGCGUUUUAAUGCUAGAUACAGUAGGUGGAGUGCUCUAUGCUGCAGGGCGGAGACUAAGUGAGGAGCACUGCGCAUCAAUGAUAUAUACAGUAGGCAAGGGGAAAGCUGUCAGUCUUAGUGAUGAGUGCAGUGUAUCAAUGCUACAUACAUUUGCGGAGAGACUGUCUUCAUGAGAAAGGCAGCAUGUCAGUGCUAAAUACUGCAGAGCAGCACUUUUCAUGCCCUGGUUAUCAGUAUGGUGACAUUAUGUGGGUGUAGGAGAACAUUUGGCAUUGUGGCAAAUAUUCAUACCAGCAUAACAAUAUAUUCCAACUGAUAUAUUGGAUAACUUGCUGACUGCUAAUAAAGGGUUAAUAGGCAAAACUGUAUGGUUAGCAAAAUAAUUUCAUUUGUUUCCACCCAAGGCCAACAGAUAUUACUGCUCACCCUCCUGCAAGAUAAUGGCUUACAAAGGGUAUUAUAUUGUGAUAAAUGGUAGAUGGGGGGGUAACUUAACAUUUUUUUUGUUUGCAUUUGAUAAUUGGUAUAUAUGCAAAUUUCCAAACACACUGUCUCUCAGAAUCCAUUUGUACUGCUUCUCCCUCUAUUGCAAUAAAGACGUGAUUCUAGUACGUAAUGAUUUCACUACUCCAGCCUCUGACUGGUUAAUUGGAAAAGGCUUUUUCAGAGUGUGUUGGCUAUUUGGCUAACAGCACUGAAAGGGUUAAAGCCUGCCCUGAACUAUUACAUGAUAAGCAAUUGUUGGAGGUCAAACCAUUGGAUUAAGACAUGGUUAGUCACUAAUGUGACUAUUGUUUUGGGUUGACAUUUGCCAGGUCCCACCUGAUGCCUUCUCCUGCUUCUGGCCUUCCUGAGUCCUACAAUCCACUUCCAGACAGGAACUCCUUGGUUGGCUGUGAAUGUGCUCAGCUGACACGAUCGUCAGUGAAUAAUCACCUGCACUGUCCCCCAGCUUCCCCUGUUUGAAAUUAUUGGAAGAAGGGUAGGUGCUCAGCAGCACCCAGGUACGUUUUUGUUUUGUGUUUUUUUUAUAUGGCUAAAACUGUGUGAUCAAUUAUGCUAGGUUGGCACGUGGGCACUCUUGGUACCAUAACUAUGACCGUGAACUGCAGGGGUUAUGGUGCAUAGAGUGCUUCUUUAAUAACUAUAGGAAUUGUUGAGAAGUUACAGGCAUUGUACAGUUUUGGCAAAUGCAGUCAGUGUGAAAUAAUGGUUUAAUUUUUCUCUAACUGGGCGAUUUUAGGCGCGAUCUAGAUCUAAGCACAGCCGAUAUAGGGCCAAACUCAUUGGCUGAGAGCACUCACUCACACUCUCAGCCAGUGGCUCUGCUUAGCUCAGUAGAGAUAACUAGAUUAUUUUAAAAGAACAGACCGCUCAGCAGGCCCAGGUAAGUAGUUAUAGUGUACUAAAACAGCCUGAUGAAUUACACCUGGGAAUACUCCUGACCCUAUUGUUUAGUGGUUAUUGGCAAAGGGAGCAGGGGUCCCACACAUAAGAUAUCUGCAUUGUGUUUCAUCCUUAUUUUUAUUAUUCUGUCUAUUUUAAUGUUUAUUUUUUUUGUAAUAUAUCUACAGUUAUUUAUAUCAUGGCUUUUGAGUGUCACUAAUGAGACUAUACUUCUAGGGGACAAAUCAUGAAGCAUGACAGAAAUCUAUAGUGUGAUAGUGAUGACAGCACUUUACUGAUAACUAUGGUGGUGCACAUAGGAUUGGAGGUAAUCUGUGUGAGUUAGGCUUAAUCUAGUGUGACAUUAUGCAAUUUUAAAUUGACACUAUAGGCACCAAGACCACUUCAGCUCAUUGAAGUGUUCUGGGUGAAUAGUCCCAGGUCCCUUAAGCCUGAAAGGAUAAUUAUUGCAGGUUUUAAUAAACUGCAGUAAUUACCUGUCAGGGUUAACUCCACCUCUAGUGGCUGUGUACCAGACAGCCUCUAGAGGGACUUUCGGGUGUAACUGACACUGGAUGAUGUCACGCUAGGCAUGAAGACAUCCAGCAUCACCCAAAACCCUAUAGGAAAGUAUUAUAUAAGUACUAAUGCGAAUUGGGUCUCUCCCACUGGCAAGGGAGGAGUGGAGGGGGAACCCGGGUCCUCACCGAGGGACAUCGGUGCUGAACUCAGGUAAGCGACCGAAAGGGGUUUUUAACCAAAAAAUCGACUCCACGGGGAGGAGGUGGUGAGGGUGCCUUGACAGAGGUUGCACUAUAGGGAGCUAAAGUGCCAGGAAAAUUCUAAAGUUUUCCUUUAAAGUACUGUAAUAUUUAAGGUAGAGGCCUGGUGCUACACUCCUCUUGGAUAGCCCUUGACUGUACCUAGAUUUGACUCAACUGACACCUGUGACACCCCCAUAACCUGCGCUGUAAUAAGUACUGUGGAUGACUAACUUAAAAGUGCACGAUUUAGCAAGUGACAUCUUAAUCCAGUUCAGACUAGGCACGGCCAGGGCACACAAAACAAACAUAGUUUCUGUUACACUCUUCCACUAUCUGUAUUCAGUGACUGAAAAGGGCAUUUAUUGUUUUUAUUUUUUUACAUUUAUUGUGAUGAUUGACAGCCAAGAUGGAUGCCAUAGUUACUGGUUAGAGGCAAACAGAGCAAUAUGAAUUCUCUUCAUUAUAUUGUUUCAGACCUCACAAACCCCUAUUUGCUCAAUAUAGAGCCUAGUUUCUCAACCUGUGGUAUGUGUACCCUGGGAGGUACACCAAAGCUUGGCCCGGGGGUCAAAUGGAGGUGAUGAGGGAGCUGUAUUCUUAUGAUGUUCGACCAUUGCUUCCUCGUGUGGCCCUGCGGUAAUCCCAGGAGCCGGGUUAUGAUGUCACUCUGGCAUCACUAAGCAGCACGUGAGGGAGCAGUGAAGGAAGAACACGAAGAUUACAUAAGUCCCACACUGGACCCCAGAGAAAAAAUCUACUCCGGUUCUCCCAAAGGAACGGAGGCUGGGAGGACUUAAAUAAAAACAAUGUGUGAGAGAAUGUGUGUUGUGUUGGUGAAAUUAGUGUGAGUGUGUUUGCCACUGAAUAUGUGUGUGUGUGUGUGUGUGUGCGCCAGUUUCCUCUGUGUGUAACUAUAAAGUGUGCAUUUUCUUUUGUGACUUUUAUACUUCAAAUUAAUAUUUCAUACACAAUAUUCACAUUGUCAUAUUUAUUCUAAACAUAUUUUCUGCUAGCUUCAUUCAGACUUGUUCUCCAGUUUGGGAUUUACUUAAGUAUGAGUGUCUACAAUUUGCAUUUAGAAUUUAAAUCAGUAGAAAUUACUUUUUCGAGGCAGGGGUUCUUAGGAAUUCUUUUUUUUAGACCUGUAGGGGCACUGCUCUGUUAAAGUUUAGAAGCACUGAUAGAGAGCAUAAGUAAACAUAACAUUAAAAGGUCAUUAAACACAAGUGUCUCUACACACCUGACAUUCUGUGGGCUACUUCUUAGUUCAGCCAUAGCAAGACUUAACAAUUACUACAAGCACCAUGACCACUUCACUGAGUUGUGUUGAGCAUAUUGCCUGCCUGCCUGCCUGCAGUCUGUAUGUGCAGUGUAUGAAACGCUGCACACACAGGAUUUAUCCCCUCUGCUCUCUUUGGCGUAAUUCCACCUCGGGCAUCGUCAUUGGUUGUCAUUAGCCACAGUUCCGAAUUACUAAGAUGAAUUCUAUCAUAUUGGCCGUCUAAAGGGGAAGGCUGCAAACCAGAAAUCUGCAGCUUUUGCAAGCGGUUUCUAACUAUACCCCCCCAAAAAAAAAAAAGCAUAAUUAAAUGCAUGCGUGUUUUCAUUGAGUGUAUAUCUCCUAUAUAGUGAUUCAUUUAUUGAUUGUAUAUGGCUGUGUCCCUUUAGCAGUAUUGUCAAGUUGGGUAACCAUCUUUCUGAUUUAUGAAACCCCAGUAUAUUAAAGGAACACUGAAGGCACCCAGACCACUUAAGCUAAUUGAAGUGGUCUGGGCGCAACGUCCCCUUUGCACUUAGUGCUGCAAUGUUAAACAUUGCAGUCCAGAGAAACUCUGUUUACAUUGCAGCUCUAAGUCUGCCCACAGUGGCUGUCUACCAGACAGACACUAGAGGACUUCCUAAAUCAAAACGGACCUUUGGUCCGGUAUCUGGCGCUGGACGUCCUCACUCUCCGCAUGAGGACAUGAGCGUCAGAUUUUUGCCUUUGGAAAGCAUUGAUUCAGUGCUUUCCUAUGGGGAGAUCUAAUAUGUGCGCGGCAUUUACCACGCAUACGCAUUAGUUCCUGGCCACCGGAGGGGGCAGAGCCAGGACCCAGAAAAGGUAAGUAGAUAAAGGGUUUUUAUACCUUUUAUUUACAGGGGAGUCAGAGGGAGCUAUGGUGCCGGGAACACCGCUUUGUAUUCCUGGCACUUAAAGUAUCAUUUUAAUGAAGCUCUGUCUUUUGUUCUAGUCUAAAACGUCUAAAUGUGUUCUACCUAAUAAGUUGGAAUUGUUUUAUCUCCCAGGAGCUGGAAUUCCCAUAAGAACUUUCCUGGUCCUUUUAUCUUGUGCUAUUGUGUAUUGGAGAAGAUGUAUGGAUUGGUGGUGCUAAAUGUAAGUAGAUUUGUUGAGGUUUUUUUUUUAAAUCUUUGUUUUUGUGCAAGAGAUUUACAAGCAUGUGCCACAACAGCAUGCAAAGGUUUAUCAACAAAUAUUUUGACUUGGCACAUAGAAACUGCACAUUUUUCAUAAAAUAUAGUGAACUAAAAGCAUGACAUAGGUUGAUUUCAGGGAAUGGGAUGAUUACUAAGAUUACCAUAUGACAUGCUGUAGAACUGAACCAAGAUUUAAGCCAGUUGGGUUAAGCUUAGCAUUACAAUACCACACAAUAAAAAUGAAAGAGUAAAAACAACAAUAAUUAUAAGAAUACUUAGCAAGACAGAAAGGUAGGCAUGAGUCUGCUGUCAGCAGAUGAGCAGCAUUAGACUUGUAGCCGGAAUCAGCCAAUUCCCUUCAGCGGCAGGGAGUUACUGCUAGAAAGUCUGAUAGUGAGGCCUCAGAGAGGUUCCAAUUUGUUGCGAUCACGUGGACCAGCCUCACCACUCCCCAAGCUAGGACUCUCACUGUGCCAUGUUCUUCCUCCGAGGGGGCAGCCCGAGUAUACGGUCAUAGGCUGGGUUUUUUUCCGGCAGGUAUUCCUCCUCACACAAUUUUGCUGCUGUAAAAUACGGCGCCUAGUGCCGCGUAGUCGAGGCCGUCUGGUAGGUAGCAGCCAUGGUUUCAUUGGCUUGCUGCCCGGAGGUGGUUUUCCUGACCUUUUUUUCUUGCCUUUCUGAGGUCCCUCCUGGGGUGCGAGCGGGAUGGGCUCUAUGUGCCGUCGGAGUCUCGUCCAGAAGCGCCAGAAUAUUUCCUCCAGCCACACCAAGCAGAGAUCCGUAGUGCUCUGGUGUGCUCCCCGGUUUCUACCAAGCGUGAACAUAUCUGGAGGGUUGGGAUCCGCCAUCUUGGCACAUCUAAGUGUGCAGUGUUAACGGCUGAAAUCAGGAGAUAGAUUUGGCUAGGGCUGUAUGUAGCUGCCCAGUGACAACCGGGAUAACCCCCGCCGGUCCAGAGGGGCGUGUAUUAGGUCAGCAGGGCCACACUGUGAACUGUGUGGAGCUAGGAGAGUGUCUGUCUCUCCCAGGCUCUGUUUCCAGUAGGCCACAGUGAGGCUUUUGGGUUCCUGGAGGCUAAAGGUUUCGAGUGAGGUCUCAAUCAGGUCUCUUGUGAACCCACAACAUGGGUAGUGUACUUUGGUAGGUAUUGUAGCUCAAUAGUGGGGAUAAUUUCCCAAGGAUUCGCAGAAUAGUUAGGAGCUUGUGUUGCAUGCGUCUAGACAGUGCCACGGUCAGGCUCCGCCCCCGAUUUGUUUUGAUUUUUAAGCACCUUUAAAAUAAUAAAACAAACCAGUACUUGAAAAUUGAGAUGAAGUGAUUGGCUGCCUAUAGAGUGUCUUUAAUGUGCUCUUUAGCUCACAUGGAACCAAGCCAAGCAUUUCCUAAACUGGCAAUGGCCAUGGUAGUCCAGUAGCUUCUUAUGGUUUCUUUCAAGAUUGAUUCCAUAUGUACAUAGAAAUCUGUCAGCUCAAUGAGUGCUGCAUGAUAAAAUAUAAGGGUGGAGCCAAAGACCAUAGAAAUGAUAUAUCAAGGGAAAAAAGGCCAGGAAUAAAAUGUUAUGUUUUUAUAAAUCUGUUAAAUUUAAAUAAAAUAAAAUUGCUAAUUUUCUUUCAAAGUUAUGCAUAUUUUUUAAAUGGAUUUAAUAUAUACCCACAAAAAAUAAAUAUAUAUAUUACAUUACACCGGCGUGCUUACAUGGAAAUGUAUAAAUUAGUUUACUAUUUUGUGAUAUGACUAUGCAGCACUGUACAAAUUUCACAGGUCCAGUACAUUAUUAUUAUUAAUGUGCAUGUAGUGAUGAAUCUAUAAAUGGGAAAACAUUUCCCCAGACAAUGAAAGCAUUACUUUGGUAUGAACAUUAACAGAAAGUGCACAGGUCAUAGAAAAGCAAAGUGUUUAGAUUGCAGGCUAAUAGACCCUGAGUCAGGAGGACAUGGAAGCCCUGGAGGCCCCAGUCACACUAGAGGAAUUACAGGCAGCCCUAAAGUCCGCUAAACUGAACAAGGCUCCAGGACCAGACAGCCUACCGGUCCGCUACAUUAAGGAAUUCGGAGACAUGCUUUUGCCAAGACUCCUCAGCGGUAUCAACUCCAUCCGGGACGGGGAUGCCUUCCCGAGGAACACUCUGACUGCAACAAGACUCCUCAGAGGUAUCAACUCCAUCCGGGACGGGGAUGCCUUCCCGAGGAACACUCUGACUGCAACAAGACUCCUCAGAGGUAUCAACUCCAUCCGGGACAGGGAUGCCUUCCCGAGGGACACUCUGACUGCAACAAUAACGGUCAUCCCGAAAGAGGUGAGGGACCCCACUAGCUGUGCGAGCUACAGACCAAUUUCCCUCCUGAAUGCCGACCUGAAGCUCUUUACAAAAAUCCUGGCAACCCGGCUCAGCGGAGUCCUCCCGGACCUGGUGGCACCGGAUCAGGUGGGUUUCAUCCCCGAAAGAGAGGCGAGAGACAAUACCACCAGGGCCCUGAACAUCAGCCACGCGUCCGGACGGCUCAAACAACAAAUUCUUCUCCUCUCUACGGAUGCGGAGAAGGCCUUCGACCGCCUGGAUUGGCAGUAUAUGAAGGCAACUCUAAUAGCAAUGGGAUUCGGGCCGUGCGUAAUGGCAUGGGUGUCGUCGCUAUAUAUGAUCCCGAACGCCAGGAUUCGGAUAAAUGGAGCCCUCUCACCGGCGUUCCAAAUCCGGAAUGGGACGAAGCAGGGGUGCCCGCUCUCCCCCCUUCUGUUUGCCCUCUUCCUGGGGGCGGUCAGACGGGACGGGGAUAUAUCUGGGUUUACCCUGAAAAGAACCACCCAUAAGAUUGCUGCUUAUGCCGAUGACAUGCUAUUCUUCAUCAGCAUCCCCCUGGUAUCCUUGCCAAACCUAUUAAAGGCUUUCAAGGACUACGGCCGUAUCUCGAACCUGAAGUUAAAUACAGAAAAGUCGGAGGCUCUGCUCAUCUCCGCGAGGGAGUGGGAGACCACUCACCUGCGAACACAGUUCACAUUUAUGUCGUGUGAGACCAAACUGAAAUACUUAGGUAUCUGGUUAACAGCAGACCUCACCCAGCUAUAUACCCACAAUUUCUCUCCGCUCCUACGGACACUAAAAAGGGAUAUGCUACGGUGGUCUAGCCUGUGUGUCUCUUGGUUUGGCAGAAUGAACGCCAUUAAGAUGAACCUCCUCCCUCGACUACUCUACCUAUUCCAAACAAUACCAAUUUGCCUGCCCACGUCCUUCUUCCAACAACUGGACGCAGACAUUUCGCAGUUUAUCUGGCGAAACCAAUCAUCUCGAAUCAGGGAAACACUGCUACAUAGGCCGAAGGCACAGGGAGGGUGGGACUCCCCUCGGUCUGGAAUUACCACAGGGCCACACAUCUACAGCGCAUAGUGGAAUGGCAUGUGUCCAGGACAACCAAGACCUGGAUACACAUGGAAAGAGCCCAGAUGGAAGGGGCGCUCCCGACUUUAAUAUGGAGAUACAAACCUAUCAGAGACACAUUAGCACAGCACCAUCCGUUCAUAGGUGCGACCCUGAAAAUCUGGUGCGCAAUAAGGACGAAACUUAUAACUUAUAAGGACGAAACCCCAGUGGCGCACAACCCGCAGGUGGCGGGAGGCCUAGCACAAGCGGACCUCCUCGCGUUCGGCGGCACUGACUGGUCCUAUAUGCAACAGUGGUGCUCAAGGGACGAUCUCAAACAACUACCAGACCUGAUGAGGGACAGGACCCCGACACCCUUAGAUAGGUUACGCUACUUCCAAGUCAAGUCAUACUAUAAAGCACAAAACGGGAAACAUCUCUUCCACAGACCUCUGACAGAGUUUGAUUGACUGUGCACAAAUAGGACACGUCCCCCUAGGGGUAUCUCACUCUUAUAUGCCCUGCUAACAGCGGCAACCCCACUGGAGCCGGCAAAACACGCUGCACACUAGGAGAAAGCCACGAGAAUCACGCUCACUGACCCAGACUGGGUGAAAAUAUACAUACUGACACAUCAAAGUUCCAUGUGCUCUAAAAUGCAGGAGUUGAACUACAAACUGCUCACCGGAUGGUACCGGACCCCAGACAGGCUACACCGCAUGCUACCUGACGUCCCGGAUACGUGCUGGAGAUGCGGGGGGCGGCCGAGUACACAUCUGGUGGUCCUGUAAUAAGAUCUCCCCAUUCUGGCAGGAAGUUCACAAGACGAUACUGUAGCGGAGCGGCAAUAUUAAAUCCCAUGAUCUCCGCUGGUUAAGAAGGUAAUCCACAGUCAAGCGCUGAAAAGCAAGGCAAUAUCCCAAAUCCCCCAGUAACCGGACGAAACACAGUUCUGGGAGUCAACUGAGGUCUUUAUUCACAGCUCCAGUAUUUAUGCAAGUCCCCAUGCAAGGGGUUUCCCUACUGACAUAGCAGGGAUAAUACAGUAGGGGACUACAUGGGGGAUUUAACAUUCUGGGCAUUUCUCCCAUCAGGCACUGCUGCACGAGAGGGAUACUCCCACUGGAAUAUACUGUUAAGUGGAUUAUCCCUCCGUGCAGCAGAACCGACAAUUCACUUUUAAAUACAUAACUUUUCGAAUACUUGGCAGAUUUAAACGAAUGGACGUUCGGUAGAUAGCUGGGGUCUGAGUGCACAGUUCGCGAGAAUACCGCUCAGAUCGCAGCUAAAACAACCGAACGCCGUAUGAAAUACACUUUGUCAUAGAGUUCGCCCCAAAAUACCAAACACCGAUGGGGAACCCUAAUGGCGAAAGACCGGAGCUCCUGAACGGCCUGGAAGUCCAGCUGUGUUCGCGCCGUCGAGUAGCCGUUUUCAGUUCCACGCACUCGACGACCAAACACCUCUGGGGAGACAAAGGAUCCAAGAUGGCCGACCGCCGCGUGGUCGGUAGCCGAACUGCGGCCACCUAGGGGAGCCUCUAAUUACCGAUUGCAACAUGGUUGCAAUCGGUUAACGAGCGCCACACGUCCCUAUGUGUGUGGGCUAUUAGGGGUAGCUCAUUCGGUUCACGAACAGCCUGCAAUGGUGCUGUUCGUGAAACGAAACACGUGAAUGCUAGCGGCUUACGGCAGCUAGCAUACGAAUUCAAUACAGCAUAUAUUAACACACAGGACACAGCCAGGCAAUAUAAAAGUUACAGGAAUAAUACAGUCAACCUUUUUAUAUACAUAGUCCAGAUUAUUACAAGUGGCUAGGUUUGCCACGGAUACAAGAGGUUACGGACAGCAACCUUCCUUUCCAGCCACUCCGGAUGCUGCUCCACCAUACCCCGAUGCCCAUCUCACGAUAUAAAUCCACCUUAACCAAGCACCACCUCACCGCCGCCAAACUCAUGAUCCCGGUUCGAUGGCGAUCUCUCCAGGUGCCUACCAUCCAGCUGUGGAUGGACAAAGUGGAAGAGAUACGCGAGAUGGAGAGGCUUACGGCGACACUCAGGGACAAAUUGGACAAAUACCAGCAAUGUUGGACCCCAUGGAUACUCUAUCUGUCCAGAAGAUAGGAAGGACAUCGGGGAGAGUAGCUGGGCGUCCGGAUGGGUCGGGGUGGCUGGGGAUCAUCUGGGCCUGGGAGGGGCUGGGGGCGUCCCGGGGCCUUGGGAGGGUCGGGGGGAACGCUGCUCCUCCUCCCCAUCUACCUUCCCUUCCCUCACCCUAAGCACUCAGCUGGCGCCACAGGGGCGGGAUGUGGGAGAUGCAUAACCAUGAAUACCCACAUUGAAGGGCGGGGUGGAGGGGGGGGAUCUGUAACCCCGACAUGUUGAAGGAAAAAGAGGGUGGACCGAGAGACCAGAUAGGCUAGCCCCCAAGAAAAUAAAAAAGAAAAACACAAAAAGGAAUGCCCAAUUGUAACGCACCGAAGAUGAGGAGCAUACAGGUGACAAGCAACACUAGAGGAGGCAAGUGUCCGUAGAGUACCCAAGCACACCUGGCCCUACGCCACGCAGGUUCUGACUGACGGAGAGGGUGGCCUUCAUGGGAUCGUAUCUGCAUCACCGAAGCGAUGAGGGCGGAGACAUGCCCGGUCUGCCAGAUACCCAUCUAAUGGGCACAGCUGCCUCGAGCAGGCCGGUAUAGCCCGAGAUGCCUGACGGGACGAAACUGGACGCCCCUACAUUUCCUCACACACUGCCCCAAGUCAAAAAAGAAUUUUUUAGGGCCACGGGCAGGCGGGCAUAGACACGGCUAAUCACAUGCUGGCUUAUAGAGCACAAAGAGUGGCAGAGCAUGGGCACACUCUGCUAGCACUAGCCUCUCGAGACAGCAACAUAGCAGAUGACACUAACUCUGAGAGUAGGAGACAAUUAGAAAGUGUAAGCUACAUGAGACUACAUUAAUGCCAAGGAAAGUGCUUCUAACUUAGCCACUCACAUAACAAAACACUGCAGCACUAAAUACAACAAAGAGACGUUUAGAGGCAAAAAAAAACUCAUCAUGUCAUUGUUUUGCUGAAGUUGUUUUCAAUGAGACGUUACACAUACCCAAUGUUUCACAGGCAUGAUAUACUUGUUAUACAUUAUAUGUUGCCGUAUCACUGUUCGGCAUAAAUACAAAAAUAAAGAUUGUCAAAAAAAGAUUGCAGGCUGAUUGUGGCUCCUCUUGCUGUUACCAGAUUGUUACUCUUAUCGUUAUCUGUCCUCUUGUAGGAUGUUUGUGAUGAUAGGAGAUGUAACUGAAAAGGCACGGUAGGCUGUGCAUACUCCCAGACCUGCCUUAGAUUGUUAGGUAUUUAAGCUAACAAUUGUUUUCUGAUUAUUUAUUUAGGUUGAAGACCCAACUUGUUUUUGGUGUCAAAUAACCACGAUCAAUGGUCUAAGGACAUACGAAAACAAGGAGUAUGAGGAUAUGUACGCAGAUCUGAAUUUGCUGUACACAAAAUCAUACAGAGAUAUUGAGCAACUAAGGCCCAUCUCAUUGUCUGUUGGAGAGGUAAUUCACAAACUGUUUCUAAAACUUCAAUCUACCUAUAUUCCAGAUUAUCACACAUUAAAAGACCAUGUCUACAUAUACAGCCUGUAUAAAGAAGAUUUAUACACUCAAAAUACCAAAAGAACUUUAGUUGAAUGAAGGGGUUUUGUAUACGGUAUAUAACACGCCUCUGCAGUCUCACUGCUCAAUUAUCUUCUAUUUAGGAGUUAAAUCUCUUAGUUUAUGCAGCCCUAGCCACACCUCCCUGCAUGUAACUACACAGCUUCCCUACACAUUUCCUGCAUUUUUUUUUUUUUUUAGCUUCCUUUGUUGCACAAUGUGUUAAUUUUAUAAUGUAUCUCCUGCUAGAGUUGCAGCAGUCUCCUGUGUGUGAUUUAAGUUGAAUUUUAUGGCAAGACAGGAGGCUUCAUAUUUGCUUAAAAGGACACUAUAGUCACCUGAACAACUUUAGCUUAAUGAAGCAGUUUUGGUGUAUAGAACAUGCCCCUGCAGCCUCACUGCCCAAUCCUCUGCCAUUUAGGAGUUAAAUCCCUUUGUUUAUGAACCCUAGUCACACCUCCCUGCAUGUGACUUGCACAGCCUUCCAUAAACACUUCCUGUAAAGAGAGCCCUAUUUAGGCUUUCUUUAUUGCAAGUUCUGUUUAAUUAAGAUUUUCUUAUCCCCUGCUAUGUUAAUAGCUUGCUAGACCCUGCAAGAGCCUCCUGUAUGUGAUUAAAGUUCAAUUUAGAGAUUGAGAUACAAUUAUUUAAGGUAAAUUACAUCUGUUUGAAAGUGAAACCAGUUUUUUUUUCAUGCAGGCUCUGUCAAUCAUAGCCAGGGGAGGUGUGGCUAGGGCUGCAUAAACAGAAACAAAGUGAUUUAACUCCUAAAUGACAGUGAAUUGAGCAGUGAAAUUGCAGGGGAAUGAUCUAUACACUAAAACUGUUUUAUUUAGCUAAAGUCAUUUAGGUGACUGUAGUGUUCCUUUAAUCUUUCUUUACUGAAACCUCCAGCAGCAAAGAAACCGUUAACAACAGAUAGAUAAAAAUCAACCAAUCGCAGGGCAUGACAGUAAUAUGUAUUGUAAUCAGGCCCCUCUUUCUUUGCUGCUUGCCUCCCAGGUGAGUCUAUUUCAAUUACAGUCUCUUACAUUUAAGACUUUAUUAUAAAUAUUCUUAUAUAUUAUGUCUUUCAUUAUAUUUUUCUUGAAAUUAGGUUGAAGACCCAACUUGGUUAUUAUAAUGGAUUUAUUACUUCACAGGCUACUGCUACUGUAUUCUUUCAUAUUUCACAUCUUUUGACAGUUUUCUCCUUGUUUCUAUUUCUACAAGUGUUCCUCUCAGACACUGCCUUAUAAUUUUCUCCUCUGUGGAGCGCCACUGCAGUGCGGUGCCUGUCUGCGCCGUUUUGCUACUUUAACUUGUUAUCUAACAUGUCCCUUUCUACUCGCGGCAGCCAUCUUACGUUUUUGUGGCACUUUCCUGCCUUUUUUACCAAUCGGGACAGUGCAGCACUAACAGACUUUUUUACAGCUCUGCUCUGCUUUUUGCCGGAUUCUAUCAGGUAAGUUCACCUAAUUAAAGGGACAUUCUGCUUAAGGUCCUUUCAUCGAGUUUCAGACAUUCGAACUUUCGAUUUCCAUGCAGUCACCUUUGCCCUGGACGGGGGAAAACUUUACCAUUACGAGACGUACUAAAGUUAGUUUGUCAUCAGUUUUUUAUCAUUAUUUUCCAGAUAGACCUUUCCUCUGCGUGGCUCGAUGUGUUCAUCAAUACAUCCCUCUUACGACCCCACUCAGCGCACCCUCAGGUCCUCUUUUCAUGUCAUAUGUCGGAGCUCACAAACCUGUCUCAGGCCCGACAAUUGCCCGUUGGGAUUAAGUGGCUACUCACUCUGACAGGGAUUGAGCCCUCUUUUGGUGCCCACUCAGUCAGAGGUGCGGCUGCAUCUUCUGGACCUUCUAUUUUAGGCUGAUGUCCCAUGCUUCUUUAUCAUUGACUUCUCAGAUUUAAAACCACAAAUAUGAAGCCUCCUGUCUUGCCGUAAAAUUAGGGAUUAUUCUAGCAUACUGACCAAAUAAUCUAAAUUUUAUUUACGACAGGAGGCGAAUAUAUUCCCUCCCUUCUUCUCCAACCCUAAUCUAUUUUCUACUGAACUACUUUUUUUAUUACAUUUUUUUUUUUGCAGUGCAUAUGAGGGUAACAUAGAAGCGUGCGGUACCCCAAAGAUAGUCCGCAUGCAUAUUUCAGCACAAUAAGAACAGUGGGGUAAGUCAUAACAGUGCACUCAUUUUAUGUUUAAGUACAGGAGUGUCGAGUAUAACACAUGCGAGUUAGGUAUAUAUAUCAUGAGUUUCUCAGGCUAAACAUUAGGGUGUUUGGAGCUUGCACAUAUUUUUAUAGUAGUACAUGUCGAGAGAUAACAAAAGCAGCAUUGAAGAUAUUUAUAGGUUGUAAGUAGGUAUGACCCUUGCAUGGGCUUAUCUGGAUAUAACAUGUCUUAUACAGGUGUCUAGUGCUAUCUUUUCCAGCAGUAUCAUACAGGUAGACUGUUGCUUAGAAGAUUAAAAUAUAAACAUGUAAACAUCAAGGAUAUUCCAAUGUGUAACUCUUCCUUGUCUGUACAAUAUAAUGCUUACUUUUUAAACAGUUAGUACGGUAACAGACUUACUUACAAGCUCCUCUGGUUUGACUCAAGUGUAUGUGAGCGUGUGCCUUCGUUUGUGAACUAGGCAUGGUGACAGGCAUAUGUAAGUGUUGUUGCACUAUCUAAUCUCAGGAAGAUUUUCGCUGGAAGCAAAAUAGACUUGUUAUACCAAGAAACAUGGUACCUGCGAUGCAGGGUAUAAGGCAUGCAUAAUAUUAAGCUCCUUGUCCACAAGUGUGUCCAACUGCUCGGUAAGGCCUGCAGUCUCGCUGUUAUGGCAUGCAGGGGCUAGCGUUAUGACAGUGUCCCAUUUAAUCGAGUACACAGGGCCCCAUCAGGUCCUCCUUCACCCGAUGCCCACUUUGUAUAGGCGAUGUGUGUCCCGAGCUGGGUUUCUAUGCCCCGCUGCAGUACGGGUGUCCCACCAGCCCCAGGCUGGUUUACAGGCCUGCAUCUUCUUGCCACAAACUCGGCUGCCGCUGGUUUCCGGGUUUACUCCACGUGUGGGAGGGACAAAGGAGCUGGUCUUUUUCCGUCCCUUGCGCUGCUUAUUCCUCCAACAGUGUGGACGAUGCUUUUGGGCUCUCUGCCCUUUGGUCUGCAGCCCGGGUGGGCUAGGUUGCGUGUGGAUGAGUAGGUGAGGCGACUUUGUGACCAAGGGCAUUGCCUCCACUCCCCGACAUUCGCGGUUUUGCUCACCCUUCAUCGGUGGUGCAGGUGUCAUUGGUCAGGCUGCUUGUUGCCACUUCAUGAGGGUGUCCCAAAAGUGGGUCAGUAUCGCCUCUAGGUUCCGUAGGGGUGCAUUCCGUGGCGUUGGUGACGGUUUUGUGUUCACCAUGUGGGUCGCGUUGCCGGCCGCCAUUUUAGUUGCUCUCUGUAACGGAUCAUCUGGCACCCCGACUGGGUACCUCCGUUGAAGGAUGCUCCUAGCGCUUCCUGAGGACUCCAAGCACUGCAGCAGACACCACAACCACCGAACAGGAGAAGCAAACGAAUGCUAAAAACAGCUGAAUAGGAAAAGCGUACAAUCAGCUUACACUCCUGGCAAUCAGCAUACAAUCCAAUUCUCCCAAUAACGAGACGACACUUCGUUUUGAGGCCAAGCAGAACUGACUGUACUGGCACAUACAGCCUCUUUUAUUCACAAUCCACAAACAUAGUACUGCCCACAGGGUUUUGAAAUACAACCAAUCAAUCCGUACAAUACACACAGACACUCCCACACAAAAUCCUCCCCUCUGCCUGUGAUAUGAUUACUGAACACAAUGGUUAAUCUAAUUAUCACAGGCAGAGAAAUACAGUAUUAUAAAACAUCACAGGGACCCCAAAACAUGCAAUAGCCCCAUAAAAAUCCUCGGAACCGGGGGAUGUGGAUGAACCACAUAUCCAAAAUUCACCCAGAUCUGUUCAGUAGUUUGGAAGAUGCUGUUUAAUGCAGAUUCCAGAGAACAUAUACAGGCUAUAUGAAAAAUAAUUACUGUAUAAUGUGUCCCCUGUUGUAUAGUUUAAAACUACUGAACGAUGUCUUCGUGCACCAAAUACUGGCGAGAUGGCACCAUGUAGAAUGUCCAAACAGUGUCUGUGAGUUAAAAUGGCCGCCAUCCAUUGUUCUCACCAUGUGCUUCAUCCAUUGUUCUCGCCAUGUGCCUCUGAUACAUGAAAUGGUGGCCACCCAGUAACUCCACAGUAUGUCCCUAGAUGGUUCUUAAAGGGCCAGCAGCAGCAUAAUAAAAUACAAUAUGCCCAAAUAAUGUCUUUAAGGGUCAAUACAUCCCAGGGGCCAUAGUCUCAUGGCAGGAGGCUGGCAAUCAGUCUUCUCCAAUGCCCAGUGGCGAGGUCGCUUUCGCCACACUCUCUGCGUGGGCCUGCAGUUUAGCAUGCCCGGGUCAGGCUUGUGUUGUCUUCUCGGCUGGGUGCUAUUGGAGUCGAGUGAGGACCGGGAUGACCCCCACCGGUUCAGGGGGCAGGGGGGGGGAAUGGAGGCGAGUGCAUAAAGGGGUUGGUAUCUGGCUUUACCAUCCAGGAGAGCAGCCAUCUCUCCCUGGCUUGGUCGCAGGUAGGCCCCAUAUGCUUUGUUCGGGUUCCCGGGCAGUGUAAGAUUCGCUUGUAGGUGCAUUCGAUGCCCCUUGGUUACCUUGACUCGUGUGCACUUAGGCUCCAGAUUGUGUCUGUUUUCGGGGUAUAUACCCCCGAUUUCGUUGUUUAGUGUAGGAGCUGAUUCACAGUACGUCUGGCCGGCUCGAUGGUUAGGCUCCGCCCCCUUUUGAACUACUUUUAACACGUCUCAUAUUUUAUGGAUUCUGUUUUAUCCUUUAUGCAUUAUAACCAUUUAUGACACAAGUCUUUAUAUUGUUACAUAGCUGACAGCCUUAUCUGUUUUAAUCUAUUCGAUUUACUUAAUAUAUUAGUAUUCUAGCUCUACCUGUUUAAAUCUAUCUGAUUUCUUUAGUAUAUUCGUACAUUAGCUAAUAAUACUAACCUAGAUGUUGGCUCUGGCAGGAUUUCUAUAACCUAACAGAGUUAGGACAUUGAAGUGGUCUUUUAUGGUACCAAUAAACCAUACUUUCACGAUGUCUCUUUUCUCUUUCCAGUGUGAGAAUGCAUCCACUUUCCUACAUGGAUCCUUCUUCGGUUCCUAGUUUACCUGGUUGACUAUGCGACUAAACGUAUCCAUUGGUUUUCCUGUUAUAGUUUACCUGGUUGAGUCUACUGCGAAUCACAAGCAUCAAGGAAUAAGAGCCUGAUUACAAUACAUACUAGUGUCAUGCCAUCUGACUGGCUGAUUUUUAUCUAUCUUUUGUUAACGGUUUCUUUGCUUCUGGAGGUUUCAGUAAAGAAAGAUUAAGCAAAUAUUCACCUCCUGUCUUUAAUAAACUUUAAAUUAUUUGUUCACUAUGCUAGAAUAAUCCAUAAUUAACAGAGCAGGACAUAAGAACUCCUAAAGUAAAUGCAUUGUGCUGUAAGAUCUGAUUGAAAUUGAAACCAUGGGAGCAGUGGCUAGGGCUGCAUCAUAGAAUAAAAGUGAUUUAACUUAGUGGCAGAGCGUUGAGCAGUGAGACUGUAAGGGCAUGAUCUAUACACCAAUACUGCUUUAUUAUGAUAAAGUUGUAUCGGUGUUUAGAGUGUCCCUUUAAACAAAUAGUGGCUGUUCAUUUUAUAAAUCUAAUGUAUACAAAUAGGAUGCCCGUGUUCAUGCAACACGUUUCAUUUGGUGGAUCUGGAAUAGUACAUAAAACAACAUUUUGUGAAAAUGCUUACUUUAUGUACAAGAGGAGGGACAGGAGAGUCAUGAGGAUCACACACAAAUUUGCAAUUUGUAAGAAAGAUGCCUUUCAAAUAAGAUAAAACAUUUGUUGAAACAAAAUGAGUUAUUUUUCUUUAUCAGUAAACUUGGCGCAACACAGUAUAUCUCAGAUAUUCGUAAUAUAAUCAGCAUAACCAACACCAGAGGGUGUUUACAAAAUCGCUAUCUAUUUAAACUGUAAUUAUUUGGUUACUAAAAGCAAAUUGCUAGAGCCAUCAUGUUUUUGCAGUAACUGUUGGGAAACGCAAGUUGGUUUGUAAGCCAGAGGCGUAAAUUACACAGUGCAGAAUCCCAAGAUAUAUCUUUAUAGUGUUGGCACGGUCCACGUCCUACAUUUAUGGGCCUUUUUGCAAUUAACCCAUGCAUUAUCAAUGGGCCAACACAGUCUUCCUUGCCUUUUGAAUUUUAAUAAAUCUGUCCUGUUGGCUAGCAUUGAUAAUGCUGCUCUUUAAAGGCAAACAGUUAUUUCUCUGGAAUUUACGUAAAUUAAUACAUUAUUAAAAUUCACCUAUCAAUUGUUUUAACCUUUUUCAAAUGAUGCUCUUUUCUUUUUAAUGCACAUUAAAGAUUUUUUGCUUGACAUCCUAGUCCUAUUCAGUCCUGGUAUGGGCAAGGCACACAUUGCAUUGGAGGAAGAGUAACAGAAACGCUUGCAAUAUUCAAUGCCAUAAAAAGAGCAGCACUUAGGGCAAUCAUUGACCGGAAGCCAAGAUGGACGCACAAAGAUAAAUACAGUGGUGUUCCUUUAGGGAUGUUUUAUUGGCUUUACUUUGCAAUUUUCCAUGAAGUAAUUUGAUGUCUGAUUUCCCCUCUCUUCCCCCCCCCCCAUGUAGCUUUGUAUGGUGUUUUGUGAAGAGCUGCAGUGUUGGUGCCGUGCCACACUGGAGGCAGUUGCAUGCAAUGCAGAGAAUGGACUGGUGGAGUGCUUCCUUCUGGACCAUGCUAAGCUUUGCCCUGUGCAAAAAAGAGAGUAAGCUUAUCUUCUAAUCCAUGUGCUUUUUAAAUUAUUAAAGGGGCUCUGUCAUAGUGUUUAUUCCCCAAAGGCCCAGACAGCUGUUUUAUUUGUUCCUGCUCAUUUCCCUUACCUAUUUUUUAUUUUUUUUAUUAUUUGUUUAUAAUUUUUCCAGUUGGCACUAUCUUCUCUUCUGCAGCAGUGAUGUGUGCUGCCUGACUUCGUUUUACUGUUUGUGGGCAUGUGCUCAUGAUCUUACACAUGCCAAAACAAGGGGUCCCACAGGCACCCGUCCUCACUUGACACAUUGCUAGUGUGGAGUUUACAUGAUUUUUUUUGUAGCUGAUCACCUCUUUAUAUUUUCUGCUUUUUAUUUAUUGAUUUGAUUUAUGCAAAUGAAUGUUUCAAAAGAAAGCCUUAUCUAUCCUAAAAAGGUACUGAAUAAGAUAUAAUCUCAUAUAGCAAAUCCUACUCUGGUCUGCAUCAAAUAGGAAGCUACCUUGGCACUCAUGCAGCGAAGUAAGAGGAAAAUCACUGCACAUUCCUUGAGCUGGAGCCAUAUUUGUGGGCAUGUGUUCAUGAUCUUACACAUGCCAAAACAAGGGGUCCCUCAGGCACCCGUCCUCACUUCACACGUUGCUAGUGUGGAGUUUACAUGAUUUUUUUGUAGCUGAUCACCUCUUUAUAUUUUCUGCUUUUUAUUUAUUGAUUUAUGCAAAUGAAUGUUUCAAAAGAAAGCCUUAUCUAUCCUAAAAAGGUACUGAAUAAGAUAUAAUCUAAUAUAGCAUGGUCUGGUCUGCAUCAAAUAGGAAGCUACCUUGGCACUCAUGCAGCGAAGUAAGAGGAAAAUCACUGCACAUUCCUUGAGCUGGAGCCAUAUUGUAUAGAGUGAGUAUUUAAAUAUUAAAUUAAGCAGGUCAGAGUGACAUUUUAAUUCCUGUUGAUUGCAGCGUUCGCCUGGCAGUAGAGGAUUGUAAAAUGCUCCCAUUCCGAGCUAAAAAGUUCAAAUUACACCAUGUUCGACCAGUGUCCCUCUGCAUUAACUUCUCUGAAGACACGACAGGAUUUAGGUAAGAUACCUUAUCCUAUCUCCAUUCCAUAACCCACAUUACGGACUGUUCAGAGGGUUUUAUUCAAUGUUUGGCACGUACUGGGGACAUUCAGCCCUAGAAAGAAGCAGUAACUUUCAACAUAGCUUUCCAAAAAGGCAGAUUACACAAAUUAAAGUUGUCAGAUUUGCACAAACAAACAAAACCUGCACUCUGACCAGAGGAUUGGGAGUGAAAUUAAAAAGUCAUGACUAAGUCGUGUAGAUGACCGAUUCACCUUCAGGUAGCCCUAGACUCAGUCUAUAAACAUUGUGCUAGCAAAAUUGCAAGCAGCUAUAUAAAUUGAGAUUGUCCUCCCAGUAUAUUUUUCAGAAAUAGACAGGGUGGCUAUAUUAAAGGACCACUAUAGUGCCAGGAAAACAUACUAAUUUUCCUGGCGCUAUAGUGCACCCUCAGGGUCCCACUCCCGUGGCGAGGUAGGGGUUAAUCCCUUACCUUUUUUCCAGCGCCGGGCUCCCUCGGCGCUGGGACUCUCCUCCCUCUUCUUCCGUCACCGGCUGAAUGCACAUGCGCGGCAAGAGCCGCGCGCGCAUUCAGCCAGUCCAUAGGAAAGCAUUCACAAUACUCCUAUGGACGCUGGCAUCUUCUCACUGUGAAAAUCACAGUGAGAAGCACCUCUAGCGGCUGUCAAUGAGACAGCCACUAGAGGCUGGAUUAACCCUAUUGUAAACAUAGCAGUUUCUCUGAAACUGCUAUGUUUACAGCAAAAAGGGUUAAACCUAGAUGGACCUGGCACCCAGACCACUUCAUUGAGCUGAAGUGGUCUGGGUGCAUAUUGUGAUCCUUUAUCAUUUGACCCCUAUCAUUGGCUCUGGAGAGGUUGCAUAACCAGAUACUUCUGGCUUUUUGUUUGUAGUCUUUACCACUAUAAUAGUGAGAAGCGGCAAACACUUGUGAUAAAAAGUAGAAUGCUGCAAUUUUCAUCUACAUAUGUGCUAGCAAUUUGUUUAGCAUGAUGUACAAAGGUCAUUUUAAUGCUUUGCAAAAUUACAUCAUGUCACGUUGGUCAUAAAUAACAGCGAACCCCAAAAAGAACUCCAAUCAAAUUUCAAAAUGUAGGCUAGAGGACUAUUUUGGGCUUAAAUUUGAAAUUCGUGUUGACUUGCCAGGUAUUCCACCCCUUUAGUGAAGAACCCUGUAAUAGUACAAAACAAUCCAUCCACUUUAUUAUAGUUGAAGAUUUCUUCCACAAUAAUCUCAAGUUAUAGAUCUCGGCUACUGCUUAUAUUAUUUCAGUUUCAUUUUAAAUUUAUUGCUGCAGUUUUCCAAAAUUCUCUUCUCACAGUCUUAGAUACACUGACUAGAUCUGCGCUUGAAAUCAUGUGAAAAUGAUUUGCAGCAUUAUUAUUAACUGUGCUAAAUCCUGUGUUUCUGUAGACCGUCUAAAAAAUGGGACACGGCAGCCAUUCAGUAUUUCAGGACGUUACUAAGUGGUAAGAAUAAGUUGUAUUUCUGUUAAUCAUGAAUCGGUUCCUUUAUCUUCGUAACUAAACAAAGCUGUGUCAAGAAUACUGUGGGAGUAAUGUGUUACAGCCGAAUACAGCAAAAUGUAACCACUUCCAAAACAAAAAAAUAAACAUAUAUUUAUCUGCGAUCUGUGAAAACCCGGAAUUGAUCCUGAAAAAGCAUCUCUGUCACUACCACUUAAAGCAUAGUGCAUGUGGGAAUAGUGACGGGACCUGUAUACAUUGGAGUCAAAGUGGAAAAAAUACAUUAUUAAUAGCUGGAAUGCUUUAGUGAGUUGGUGUUUUUCCUUUAAUGGGUUAUUUCAGUGUCUGCCAUGUAAAAAUGCAGGCUUUAUCGUGUUAGUGAACCCAUGGUAGUGUACUUGGUUUUGGUAGUAGGAAAGAGAUAGUUGAUGAAAGUGUAUUUUAUCAAGUUAAGUUUAGAUAUGUUUAAAGUGACACUAUAGUCACAAGAAAAACUAUAGCUUAAUGCCGUAUAGUCGGUCCCUGCAGGCAUUUUAAUGUAAACACAGCCUUUUCACAGAAAAGGCCGUGUUUACGCUACUGCCUAGGGACAUCUCAAGUGGCAGUCCCUCACAAUGUGCAGCACCUUCGUUCAGCAUCUCCAUACUCUGCGUGGAGACAGUGAACUUUCUCCAUAGAGAUGCAUUAAGUCAGUUUGGUGAUCUCAGCCAAGGACUCAUGCGUUGCUGGAAAAGUGUCAGGAAUACACUUUUUUGUAUUCCUGAUAUUACAGUGUUAUCCUUCCAGUGACUACAAACUUCUAAUUUUUCUUUAUAUUAUUUUAUUCUAUUUAAUAGAGUCAACCUUCACUGAAGCAAAGCUGUGUUCUGUGGAAGACAACAUUCUGAGUGUUUAUCUAUAUGUCACUACAAAGGAAGCUACGGUAAUAGCUUUUCUGACAUCUAUCUGGAGGUGUAGAUACACUUAGAAUGUAAUUAAUAACUUGACAACUGUCUAUUAAGGUAUGCGUCAAUGAUGAGCUUGUGGCAAAGAACUUUGCUUGUUUCUGUACGGAGAAAACCCAUAAAGAAAAGGUGGAACCAGCAAAAGUUAAGAUUCUGCAAAACAUAGAAAGAAAUCACUUUCCGGAAUAUCACAACUCCAAAGCUGUGGCUUGUCCAACACAGGCCCUCUGGCCUACCUUAUUUGAAACUAGAUUUUCACAAAGCUGCCACUCAGGUAUGGGACGCUUCUUGUUAUUUCACUUUCAUUGAUUUUUAUUCCUGUUUUAUUUUUAUUUAUUUUUUGUGCUGUCCUAAUCUUCUGCAAGAGUUUGCUUUACUUAUUACAGAACAAAUGCAAAUUGUUGAUACUGGUAAAACUUUGUAAUCUUUUAAAUCCUUUACGUUGCACUUGCAGUUAACACCAAGCCUGUUGAACAUUUUAGUGCUUGAUAAAGUUCUUUGCAUAUAUUUUUAUGCGCAGAUAAAUUUCAACUGGAUGCGAGCACAGCUUUCUGCUUUCUUAAUAGCAAGCUUGGAGUGCCAAAAUACUAAACAGGCAGCCAUGCACAGAGCGUUGCUUGAAUUCAUACUAAACAUUGGGGAGAGGAGAGACGCCCACGCCGCCCUGUAUGGGCCCUAUAGUUGAUAAAUAUAUGAGAAAAAGAGCCAAUUUUUAGUAAAACAUUGCAAGAGAGCAGUGAGCGUUGCACUUGAAGGAUUUAUUAUUAUUCAUGAUUGAUGUUAUGAUUUAUAUUUUUUUUAAAGUACAAGGUUAAAUACAUUUCUUUUAUUAUCUUCAUUUUCCCUUUAGGAUUCCCAAUAAAGGAGAACAUAGACUGUGACUUAAGGUAUGAAACUCUUCUGUAAGUAUGUACUAUAUUAGAUCUGCGUCCAAUACACACCAUAACCACCGUCUUAUUGUAGUGGUUAUGGUGCGGAGUCUUCAGGCGCCAUUCCUCCAUUAGUUUCUAACUGUUUUUUAGCAGUUAGAAAAAUUAAAAGCUAGAGCUCUCCUGGCACUUAAAGCCAAACCUCUGCUGCUGCUCAGGGAAUGGGGAAAUUAACUUCAGAUGGCAAAUAUAGGCUGAGAGCACUGAGGAAAAGACUCUUAGCCUACCACUGCAUCCAAACUUGGAGGACUAAUGCAGGAAUUCAUUUCUGCAUUAGAUGAUCUGCAAUACUAAUAGUGUACUUUAAAGACCGCUAAUUUGCAAGACCCCAACGGUGACAUUUUCACUGUGGAGAGGAGGAAAGGUGAAUUUAACUUACCUUAACCUGACCUUUGUGGGUGCUGCCAUUUUCAUCUUACCUAUCCUCUUCUGCUACUAGCACUUCAGCUCCAGUAAUCGGCAGCACGUCCGAGCUCUUGCUCAUGCGUAAGCGUAUAGCAUUGAGGUCUAUUGGAUCCCGCGAUUGACACUUAUAGACAGCGGUAGCUGUCUCAGUAUAUCUUUUGACUGGCUUGCAAUUUCAGUGAAGUUACAACAUAGUCAAUAUAUGAUUUUAUCUUUAUGAAAUACUAAUUUUGCAGGAGGAGGGGUACAGUGCCACUUUAAAGACAAAACGCCUAAUGCUGUCCAUUCGGUAUCUGCUCUUAUUUUAACUGCCUCUUUCAUGUGAAAAUUCCCAUUUAAAACAACUUUCCUGCCGGAUUAAAUCUCACUAGACUAGUAGGUUUACCUUUAUCACCACCUAAAUUCCUGUCUGUCUUGCAGCAGGAAAGUGGCAAUUAUGGAACUGUAUCAUCACAAAGUCCAGAUGUAAUGGGAUUAUAUAUGAAUAGUCAGACCACCAUCAAUGACUUCUUUAGAUUGUUAUGUUUUUUUGUUUUGUUUUGUCCCCAGAAUUCCCAGUGAGUAUAAAGUUACUCAAGAGCAGGAAUGUGUCAGGAAUCAAGAAUUUAUCAAGUAAGUUAAACACUCCUCAAAGAUAACCAUUAUCAGCCUCCUACAUAUUGCUGAUAAUUUAUGUGUAAUUAUAUGUAUAUUUUUCCUACAGAAUUCCUAGUGACUGUAAAAUUACCAAAGAGCAGGAAUGUGAUAGAAAUCAUAACUUUGCCCAGUAAGUUACACAACGCUUCUGUAGAAAACAGAAAAAACAGCACCUGCCUUUUGCCUCCAUUUCCCAAUAGGACACCAUUCACAGCAACUAAUACGUUGCCCUCACAAAACAAUGCACUGGCCCUCUGCCCCCCACUCCCAAAUCGACACCAUUCACAGCCACUAAUAUGUUGCCCCCACAAAACAAUGCAAUGGCCCUCUGCCCCCCACUCCCAAAUCGACACCAUUCACAGCCACUAAUAUGUUGCCCUCACAAAACAGUGCACUGGCCCUCUGCCCCCCACUCCCAAAUCGACACCAUUCACAGCCACUAAUAUGUUGCCCUCACAAAACAAUGCAAUGGCCCUCUGCCCCCCACUCCCAAAUCGACACCAUUCACAGCCACGAAUAUGUUGCCCUCACAAAACAGUGCACUGGCCCUCUGCACCCCACUCCCAAAUCGACACCAUUCACAGCCACUAAUAUGUUGCCCUCACAAAACAAUGCACUGGCCCUCUGCCCCCCACUCCCAAAUGAAAACCAUUCACAUCCUGAAUUUAUACAAGCCUGAGUGGGAGCUGAGUGUGUAUGCCUAGAUUAAUAGGGAUUAACUUCCACAAAUCCCAGUGGACAAUUAUAAAGUGCAUGUGUGAGUGGCCGCUAUUCAUUCAUGUGCUUUGUACUAUUACUACUGUUAUUAUUAUAUUAAUUUUGUUCCCAGAAUUCCUAGUGAAUAUAAAGGUAAUCAAAUGUGGGAAUGUGAUGGGAAUCAAGACGUUGCUGAGUAAGUUAAAUGAGGGUCCUGCAGAAAGCACCUGAUCGUGUCUGAUGUAAUGUACUCGAAAUUAACAUGAAAUGGGGAGCUGCUGUUUGUGUACAAUGUUUACUUUAUACAAUUUCAGUUUUUUUCUUAGAUUUGGCACUGAUUGAAGAAAUUUUUUUUUUAUAAAUGUUUUUUAUUUAUUUUCUUAUUAAUUGUAUUUUUUUUUUUUAUUCAGAUGUAUGCAUUUAAGGGAGAAUAAAAAUCUGGAGCUUUGCAUUUCUGAGCACGAGGUCAUAUUCUCAAUUACUGCAAAAGGAAUUGUUUUAUCUAGGACAGUGUGUGAAUUUUACAUGAUCUAGCACAAUAGCUUUUGCAAGCAGUGCCAUUGUUUAAUGACCAGUAAUUGGAAUGUGGCAAACUGGCCGUUUUACCUGUGUUUAUCUUUAUUAUCUGUGUUUAUCUUCCCUCACCCCCCCCAGGAAUUCUAACAUGGGCAAUGCUACCAAAGAGUGGAACUCUGAUCAGAAAUAUGACUUUGCCACGUAAGUUAAAUGAGUAUUUAACAUGUUGAAUAGUUUUUUUAAUAUAAGGAACAAUACAAUGCAGCAUACCCGAGGCUUGUAGGAAGACAGGAACAGCUCACAUGUUUAGUAUUAUUGCCAACAGCUUUACAAUUACUGGAAAGUAUGAAUGAGAACUGUUUCUUCAAGCAGAUGGUCUCAUUUUUCUCUUGCAAGAAAUGUGAAGCUGGAUUGACUUUGCAAUUUCAACAACUUCCUGGGUGAAAAGGAUUUCACUGGUAGAGAAUCGGAGCUUGGCAUUUGCUUUAAAAUAACUAUUACCAGAGAUAAAUCUUUUUGUUUUAUUACUUAAUCUGUAGAAUACAAUACAUAUCAGUGGACUUGACACUUCUGCGUCAAUUUCAACACUGAAUGCGAUUUCCAUGGUCUUAAUCCUGCAUCACUGCCUGUGUGUACACUGUGGCGCAGGAAUCUGACAGCCAAUAGGGUGUCCCUUACUGCUAUUUACACCUGUCUCUCUUGCUGUGACAUGAGUUUUGUGCUCUAGAGGGCAUUUAUAGAUUUUCCUAUUCAUUUUUGGUAUUGACCUUUGACCCGUUUGACUAUUCUGCUUUCUGUACUCUUGACUUCGGCCCUGUCUCAUGUUUUGUUGCUUUCUGGAACCCUGACACCAACUUGUGAGUUACCUGCUUGCAAGUAUUCUUAUUACCUUUGCUGUCAUGUACUCUGCCCGGCAAUUCUAAGGGCCGGUAAUACACUGUGUCCUAUUUUCUUUUGUUACUGGACUCAUAUUUGCAUAUGGGGUUAUACCAUUUGUUAAAGAUCGUGACAUUUCAUCUGUAUAUUUUGUUAACCAUCAUGCUUGCAAAUCUGUAGAUGAAAAGUUAUUGCGCAUUAUUCAUCCUACUUAAAGGAACACUAUAGUGUCAGCCAGUAGAGUCAUUCUUACGACUGUAAUGUACACAUUGCAGUUUCUAUAAUUGCAGGACUAAGAGGGACCGGGACAAUGCACCCAGAACACUCCAAUGAGAUGAACUGGUCUGGGUGCCUAUAGUGUUUCUUUAAGCCUACAAUUUAGCUAGUAAUUUGUGGACAAUAUUCUCUGCGAGAGGAUCGAUUUUAAUGGUUUUUAUUUACGCCAGGGAUAGGGAACCUUUGGCCCUCCAGAUGUUUUGGACUACAUCUCCCAUAAUGCUCUUACAGCCAUAAUGCUGACAAAGCAUCAAGGGAGAUGUUGUCAACAUCUGGAGGGUCAAAAGGUUCUCCAUCCCUGAUUUACGCCAUGACAAUAGGAGCCCUACAGUUGAUUUAAGCAUAAGUUCUUGGCAUGAAAAAUCUCAAAGAACCGUUCUUACAGGAUAACCACGCUGCUUACUGGAGAUCAUAUCCAUUCACUAUCACUCUGUGUCUGUCUGCUUUCCAGGCUUGUACAGAUCUUAAAUCCCAGAAUGUCACAUCUGUCAGAUGGAGAAGAUGAAGAAACUGAACAGGUAAUGUUUUUUAUUUUCACCAUUUACAGGAAAAUUCCCACUAAUCAAAUUCUAGACUUAACACAAAGAUGAAAAGGAGAAACGUGCGGGCAAUAACUUCCUAAUUUAAUGAUAUGGCUAUCGGUAAUAUGCUGUUCACGCAGCACUUUAACACCACGUUUAUUUUUAUUUGCUUCAAUGAAAUUGGCAGCAAUUGACAGGUCAUGGAUUAACUGCUUGCAGCCCUACCUGAAAGUCCUUGUAUGAAUCAUUUCUGUUGUUGGGAUGUAGAUGAAGUCUAAUUGUGGGUUUAUACAGUAUGAGGUAAACAUCAGGCUUGCAAAAUCUUUAAUAUAUGAUAGAGUUGACCAACUAAUAGGCCAUUGGACAGAUGUUUUUGCAAGAUGUACUGCAGUACAAUGUGUGUUUGAAAACAAAAUGCAGAAAGUCACUGCAAUUUUGUGCGUGUUUAAUGAAAUGUUGCAGUCUGGGAACAUUGACAGAGAUUGUAAAUAAUGCUGCUGCAUAGAAAUGAUCAAAAUGGAAAUAGCUGUAGUAAUAUUGGUCCCAAAAUUAGAACUAAUAAUGAAUCUAUUUCAAACUGAUUUCCCUUAGCUUAACAAACUGUGUAGAUAUGUGUCCAUUUCUUUGUUUUUCAUUCAGGAGAAGAAGCCAAAUGUUGGAGCACCGCAAUAUUCCAUUUUUGUUCGCAAAUCCAGUAUACCAUGUAGCAGUCUAGAACUGGCACCAUUGUCUCCUGACCUCAAAAAGGUGAUCUGUGCGAGUAAUGUAUUUGUAGAUUUCUAACUACAUCAUCAAAAGACUUGACCAACCAAAGAACAGUAUUUUCACCCCCAAAGUGAAAACCAAAUAUGCUAAAACUGGGGGGCAAACAUUCAAUAUUCCUUUUCUGGUUGGCUAAUGACACCCCAAUGAUGCUGGCGGAGAUGGAGUUAUGCCUCUGACAGCAGAGGGUUAAACUCUGUAUCUUCAGUGUCUCAUAGUGAAACCAGACAGACUCCAGCGAUCACCGAAGAUUUCAUGGUGCUUGGAGUAACCCUUUAAUAAUUUGUUAAUCGUGCAAGUGGUAACUAUGCAUUCUCAAACUGUCUUGGGUGAAGUUGUGGUUUCUUUCAGCUCUCUGUACUGUGUGGUGUAGAGUAGUUGGGUUGUGUUCAUUAAUGGCACAAAAACGGACAUAUUUGUUAUUAAAACUGUUAAAAUAUUACAACAAAAGAUUCUUAGUUGAGACAUGUGAGCACACUAUGGUAAUGCUUUCUCUUGCUGUAACAGCAUUUUUUAAAGUUAAACAAGUCUAAAUUCACAGUGAAUUUCAAAUGUAUGAUCAAAAUAGCCAAAGUGGAAACAUUCUCUAAGUCAGCGAUGCUUUCGGUUUGACUGCUCUGGCCUUAAAUUUGGAAUUCACUUAGAAUUGGCCCUUUACUAAAUUGCCCUGUGUGUUUCAAUUGGGAACGGCGUUGAACUUCAUUUUUGCCUUUUGACAUGAAAAUAUCUUUUUCUAUAGUACUUACCAACUUUGGCAUUAAUUUAAAUCUUAUAACCAUAGAAACAUAACAUUAAAUUAGAAAACGUCACUUUUAUUGCAGAACAUAAAAUUAUCAAUCAAGAAAAAAGAAAAAGCACCCACAGCUAAAUACAAUAUGUACCCAAAACGCGUAGUGUGUGUUUGUGUAUAUAUGAUAGAUAUAUGAUAUUAUAGCAUUAGCACAAUGGAAUUGAACAUUGUGUAACAAAAUAUCAGAAUACGUUGGCCGCUAUUUUUAAAGUUGCAACUCUGUGAGAUUCCAACAGUGUAUCUUCACUCAAAACCUCUUUCCAGCUUUUUUUACUUCACUUGUAAAUAAACUAUUUGGAUAGGGUAAAGCACUUUAUUUUGCCGAGACUUGUUAUUUGCUCCAAAGUUCUUUAGUGACCAAUCUAUAACUUUAAUAUAGAAACAUAAAUGUAUGUGAUUGAUUCAGGAGUCUUAUUGUGUGAGUAAUCGGUUUAUUGUAAUAAUGUGGGUCCAUUCAGGAAAUAUUCAAACUCUGAAUGUUCGUGACUAAAUGGUGCAAACUGGACCUGUGGGAAUAUAAAUUUCAGCUGGUUUGUGCAAGUAAAAUUCCUGUUAACAGAAGAACUUAUCGUUUAACCUGUGGAGCCUACAAGUAAAGUUGAUUCAGAACCGAUUAGUUUUGGUUAUGAUCAACAGGAGUUUUAUUAAGCGGAACCAGCUCUCACUGAGUUUUGCACAAGUCUAGUGUAAACGCCUUCAGAUAAUGUGCAUUGGGAUUAAUCUGGAACUAACUUGUUUUAUGCUGAGAUUUUAGGCUGCUUGAUGAGAUAGAUGCAGUGAGACGUAAACAUUCAAUAAACCUGCUUACUAACUCUAAACACUUAUUACAGGAGCUAAUUAGAAAUUCCUACCAUGGGCCAAGUGUCCCUGAAUCCUACUGUUGGCCGGCAAUAUCACAGGGAGUUGACACCAUUGUCAUAUCACCUGAUGGAAAGAAUCCGAUGAUGUUUCUCCCUCCUCUCCUAACAUUCCUACACUUUUCUUCAAGGCUUUACAAAUUACUGCCUACCAGGAAUGGGGUGAGAUGCUAUUUUUAACUGUAUAGUUGUGUUUAAAAGACUCAUAAGUCUUUAUACUGUAUUGGAAAAGAAGCAAACAUUUAAAUUACUCACCUGUAUUUCCUAAGCAGGAAACAUAAAGAUCUCUCUGUUUUAUCACUCCCCAUUGUUUAUAUUGAGGCUGCUGUUAAAGGAUCACUAAAGGGUCAGGAACACAAACAAGUAUUCCUGACCCUAUAGUGUUAAAACCACCAUCUAGCCCCCCUGGUUCCCUGAUGCCUCCAUAAAUAUAGUAAAAAAUCUUACUGUAUUCAAGCCUGAAGCUGUAAAUCUGCAUGCUGUUAGACUCAGAAAAACAAGCAGUCAGCUGACAUGUGGUAGCCUGAUCCAAUCACAGCGCUUCCCCAUAGGAUUGGCUGAGACUGACAAAGAGGCAGAUCAGGGGCAGAGCCAGCAUGAUUCAAACACAUCCCUGGCCAAUCAGCAUCUCCUCAUAGAGACGAAUUGAAUCAAUUAAUCUCUAUGAGUAAAGUUCAGUGUCUGCAUGCAGAGGGGGGAGAUACUGAAUCACAGCAUGCUGUGCACAGUGCUGCCCUGCGCUCUGCUGACAUCUGAGAUAUUAUGCCUCCAUCAACUCCGAAGUCCCUCUGGUUCACUCUGAGUGACUGCAACUGGAGGUGUUCCUAGCUUUCAAUGUAAACACUGUAUUUUCUUGGAAAAUACAGUGUUUACAUGAGAGAGGCUAUAGUUCUCACCUAAACAACUUCAUUAAGCUGAAGUUGUUCAGGUGACUAUAGUGUCCCUUUAAAUACUUAUGUUGUUAUAUACACCCUUACCCUCAAUUACAAGCAACAAAAUGCAGACAAAGAUUGAUGGGGACAUUUAAACAAAUCAGAUUUGUGAUGUUCUUUCUGCUCAUGGUAUUGUUUUUUUUGUUAGAAAAUUGUAUUCAAAUCCUUGUAGGUGUUACAUUUUUAUAGUUGUGUUAGUAUUGAUAAUUAUAUCGGGGCUGUGAUUUCUGGAACAUAAGCAUUUUAUGUGAGUACAGCAUUCCUGCUAACAGUGGGAGAUUUGCAAUUGGAAUGGGCUUGGCGGGACCUUGACAUUACCUGUGUUACUGGCAAUACCAAUACUCAGUGACAGGCAGUCUGACCAGCCCCCAUCCUUCAGAAACACGCAGGGAGAUGCACUCGCACUGUGCGGCUCAGAGAUAGUUUCCUCAUGUCCCCAGAUGCAGGAUACUGAAAGCAGGACUGUAAGGAGACCUAGUAUAGCUCUCUUUCACUGAUCAGAGCAUGCUAGUGGAGUAGGAAAGUAUUGAAACGGUGGGACUGUAAUAACAUCAAUAGUUAGCUGCCCAUCAUCAGCCGUGAACAUGUCAAUAAAUAUUGGGUAUGUUAUUGUAAUUUUCCAACUUAUCUCUUUGGAAAGCGCCGCAUGCAGUGAAACCUUUGCAAUAAAAGGGUCCAAUUCUCACAAAGAAAGACAUUGGUGGAAAUCAUUAGUUUUGUUGCCAUGUAGUGAGUGUAUAGUCUGUUUGUGGGGCCAUGCUAUGGACAUAGUCCAUGUAAGUACAUGAAGGAAGAGAUUUCCUCCACUUACAUUCACAGAAGUAUAUAAUGUGUUCCUCUUUCAGCCUCUUGCAGUGCUUCUUUGCUCCAGCUGGAAGAGAGCACAGGCUGUUUAUGAUCUACUUGUAAAGUACAGUAAAUUUAUCCGUCCUGUGAACCCCAUGCUGCUAUUGGUCGGCCAGAAGAAGGAGGAAAUCGAAAACCUUACCAUACGAAAGGGAUGUAAGUAACAUAGGAAUAAGUAAGGAACUUUGGGUCAUCAUGCUGAGCUUGUUCAUACUUAUAAAGCUGCAAUAAUUUGCAUACUCUGCUGGAGCAUGGUGUUCUUAUCUUUUUUACUUUUUUCAUUUUGUUUUGUAAUGGUUUUGUGAUUGUUCUUGUGUUUGUUUGAAGCAUAUGAUGAAUCAGAAUCUGAGGGUGAUUUUCUUGUAUUGACAGUUCUCAUAUUACCAUACUAGCAACAGAAAAUCCUCAAUUUAUUGCUCUCCUAUUCUGCCCUGGCUUGUAGGUGAAGUGAUUGUGACUACCCCGCAUGGCCUGUUGCGAUAUUUGGAGCACCAUGGCUUACUGCUACUAAGGAUGUGCCAUCUUGUUUUAGAUCAGGUCAACAUGCUCUUUUCCAAUUCGGGGCAACAAGUACGUUUGGAUAUUUUCCCUCUUCCUUUGUACAUCUGAUAUUACUGUGACUGAUGGGUGGUAUGAUAUGUCAGGAAAGCUUGUUUUGGUAGAAUAGCUGCACCAGUAAUUUCUGAAGGGGGGGGGGGGGUGCAAACCACUUUACUUACAGAUGGUGUGGCUGGAGUCUUGUAUGAAUGCCACAUUUGUAGUGUUUACCAUUGUAUUGACUGCAUACCUGUAAAUACAUUCCCACAUUACUAAUAAAAAGAGUCUAACCCCAUUGCUGCUAGAGGUGUAACUCAUUAUUGCUGUGAAACACAGCACAUUUGACAGGAAUGUUUAAGCAGUUAUGGCUGUCCAUGUAGAGAGAGAGAAACUAUUUUGGGGGGUUGCACAUCACGAACAUGCAUUAUUAGUGGACACUCCAGUCACCAAAACAACUCUGCAUUCACAAAACUGGCUUGGAAAGAAAUGUUCCUUUUAAAAGCCAGUUUUGUUAAUGCUCAACCAAUCAAUGGCGCUCCUGCUCAUCUGCACUCUGCGCUUCCUGAAAGUGAAAUUUAAGAAGCUGGAGGCUGCCUGGAGGGGGAGUGGUGAUAUCCACUGGAGGCAACUUUGAAAGCAUUUGAUAACGGUUUAACCCAUUGAGGUAAGAGUGCCUCCUAUAACCGUAACAACUCAUUUAGAUGAAUUUGUUUUGGUGCCUGGAGUGUCCCUUUAAUAGUGGAGCUGCAGCUUGAAAUAGUCAAAGUUUAUAGAUCAUACCGAAGUAUGGCUCAGCGCACACACAGAGAUGUUGAAAUGCUGUUUCUGGAAUAGUCACACGCAGACGAUAUUUUAUAACCCCCUCACACUGUGCAUUGAUAAUGGUCUAGAAUGUGACUGUUCUCUGUGGGACACCUUUUGUAGAUAAUAUGUUCACGUUAACCUAAUCACAACCAUCACGUGCCUUUAACCACUACGGAUUGCUGCAUAACGUGUUUUUAUACUGUCGAUUGGAAUUUACUUUAUUUCCUUGAAUUUCAUCCUGUGUGGUUCAAUCGUGUAGCUUCUUUAACAUUUAGUCUGCUGACCUGUUAAUCCUUUUUCUUCAGAUAAUAACAAUAUUAGAAAAUUUUAAGAAGACGGUUGCUAUUGAGAACCGGGAGAGCACACCACAACAGGUUGUGGCCACUGGGACACACUGGCACAAAGACAUGGACCCUCUGUUACACUGGUUAACGGACCCCCAGGUCAUAAUUACCAAAAUGGAUCAAGCCGCACUGUAUGGGAAUGUGCAGCAGGUACAAUAAAUAUCUGGGAACGUGUGGAGCCAUCAUAUAUAAAGUAGACCUGUAAAUAGACUGCAUUCUCUGGUCGUCUGGAUAGCCAAGACAGAGUGUGCAGGUCCUUCACCAGACAAGGAGAAAAUGUCACAUCAGCAAAUAGUUAAUUCUAUACGUGGUUCAGGAACCGCAAUGUGUUACAUUGUCUGAGAACUAUGCAUGAAAACGGCUACAUUGAGAUGUGUCCUUUUAAUUCACCAGGGAUUUAAUACAAUCAAAGCUGCUGGCUGAAGUGCCUAUUCUUGGCAUCUACAACUCAAUCAUCACUUAAUAAAUGUUAACUAGAAAUAGUCAUAUUAAGAUAUUAAAAAGUCUUAACAUCGUAAAUAUAAGAAAAUAAAGUAUUAAUCUGCAAAUAUAUCUUUUAUUGGGGAUGUAUGGACAAGCAGUUGCUUUGAUAUGGUGUAGGUAAAAUAAGGCACACCCCUGUGGGAUAUGAACUUAUGAGUCAGGCCUUUAUAAGCUUCACAAGGGCGGUAUGAUUUAGUUGUCCUCGUUGUGUAUGCUUUUGUCUAUGUUAUGGUUUAGCCAAUUAUAAUCCCCCUUUUCUCCCUCCAAUAAAAAAUGUUUCCUUGGUUUAAAACAGGGGUAGGCAACUUUCUUUUUUUGUAAAUAUCGUUUUAUUGAAGUUUUGUUUAGUAUUCAACAAGCAUUUAGUCUGCGUGCAGUGUGAAACACGCAGGUUUCCAAUAUGUGAAGCAGCAUUCAGCAUUUUGAGAUGCGCAGAUCUCUAGUGGAGCGGCAAUAGGGUCUCUUAGGCAAGGUGAGUAUCAUAUUUAUGACAGUCAGUUGCAGAUUUGUAGGUCACCCUUACUCAGUUCAAGGUAUUUGUCAGUAGUAUGUUGUCUUUCGAGUUGGCUGUGUGCGGUUGUUAUGCGGUUUCUCGCUCACCUGAUAACCCAGGGUUCUGUGAUGAAUUUUACUGUUUUUCUGGUCUUAUGGGUUAGCAGUACAGUUCGUUCUGUCGUGGGUAGGCAACUUUCGACUCUCUACUGGAGUGCCAAAGUUUGCCUACUGAUGGUCUAAAAUAUGUGAACCUGUUGUUGUAGAACCAAUUUUUUUGUUGAAAUAAGAUUUGUCUAAUUUGGUUGUCUAUGUUCCUUAGGUUAUCCAGCUUUGCUUAGACUGUGAAAAAGCAGAGGUAUUGCUACGUACAUUGGAUUUCACACCAGAAAAUGCGCAGAAGAUUUUAAUAUUCACAAAGUCUGAUGAAGAAGCUGAAUUGGUUCACAAUGUAAGUAUCGUACAUUCAAUGUAUGCUGGAGCCUGAGCAAUGGACGUACUUUGCGUAUAUAUCUUCCUAGUUAAUAAUGUGUAGCGCAUUGUGUUGUGCCACAAUUUGCCAAGUAGGAUAUUGCAGAUUCAUGCUCAUCCGAAUGAGUAAUAAAAUUGGCUGUCACAGUAUGCUUAAUGUGACCUGCGUGUUUGUGAAUUGUACUAGGGAUACAAACCGUUAAUUGGUGGCUUUUUCCUUGUUACCUAGUUUAGUUGAAGAAAGGCCCUGGAAUUCCAAAUACAUUCUAAAACAACGUUGUUUUUUGUUUGUUUUGUUUUUAGGUUGUUAAAAAUAAUUCCAUUUUCAGUCUGUUGAUAAAUAAAAAAUUAGCUCAAAAUUUCAUCUAUGUGCUGGAGCAGUGGAAUAAAUUAUACAGCCGUGGAACGCAUGUUGUCUUGGGUAAGCUGAGCUUGUUAUCUAUCUGGUGUGUUUGUGCUCAUACUAGUAUAUGUCUCUGUUUGUGCAGUGAUAUGUGCACAGGUACUUCAUGUACAUGUGCUAUGUGUGGCAAUACAUUUGCGUACUGUGAUGUGUGUGUAUACGGAGUAGACAUGAACGUACUUGUUAUUUAAUAAAAUACUUUAAAUGAUAUGAAUGAUAAUGGUGUAUUCUUUAUCUUCAUCGCUGAAAAUCCACUCUCCUUUUACCUAUUAUUGAGAAAUACUACAUUCUGUUUUGAUUCACAGUUAUCACGGAUGAUUACGUCCCUUUCUUUGAUAUAACGGAUGCUACAUGCAUAAUUCAUUUCAAUUUCCCUGAAAAUCCCAAUCUGUUUGGUCUGCGUUUGUUUUCCCUCUUUAAUUAUAUUCAUAGUAAAUUUGAAAAGGUAUUUUACUUUUAUUCAUUUAUGGAAAUGUCAAAUUCUGUUUUAAAUCUGCUCAAAUUGCUGUCAUUCCAAUCAGUUCUUGGCACUUUGCAAAUUUUGUCUAUAUUAUGGUUAGUGUACCAUGAUCAGGUUGGAGGGGUGUAACAUACUAAAGUAGGAUGGCGUCCAGGUCUGGUAUCUGAUUGGUUAUAGGGCUAAUGUAGGCCUAGUAAUACUAGGGAAAGAUGUUAAGAGAUGGAAAUAUUACAGGUUAAGAGUGCCUCCAUUCUACUAGGUCAGUGGUUCCCAACCCAGUCCUCAAGCACCCCCUAACAGGUCAGGAUUUAGGGGUUACCUAGUUGUGUCUAAGACAAGUUUUAAGAAGACAAUAAAAAAAACACUUUAGAUUCAACAGGGUAAUCGCUAAAUCCUGGACUGGUAGUAAGUUCUAUGGAUAUUUGUUUCCUGUUCACAAAGAGGGCAGAUGCAAGGAUUGUUUGGCUACACAGGCGUAAGUGCAUUUUUUCACCCCCCAAAAUGUGUCUCUCUGAACCCCCUUGUGUCUCUUCCCCCUUGUUCCUUUGUGUGUCUCUUCCCCCUAGUCCCUUUGUGUGUCUCUUCCCCCUAGUCACUUUGUGUGCUUCUCCCAUCCCAGCCCCUUUGUGUGCUUCUCCCACCCCAGCCCCUUUGCGUGCUUCUCCCACCCCUUUGUGUUCUUCUUCCCUCCGAGCCUCUUUGCAUGCCUCUUUCCCCACGAGCCUCUUGGUGUUUCUCCCCCCGAGCCUCUUAGCGUGCUUUUCCCUCCCCCCCCGAGCCCCUUCGCGUGCUUAUGCCCCCCCUAAGGCCCUUUGCGUGCUUCUCCCCCCAACGAGCCCCUUUGUGUGCUCCCCCCGGCCCCCCGCUCAUUUGUGUUUUUUUUCCCCCACCCAGCCUCUUUUGUGUGUCAUAUCCUCAUCCAGCCUCUCUUGUGUGUCUCUUCCAAUCAAGCUCCUUGUCUUUUUCUCCCCAGCCCGUCUCUGAGUUUCGUUAAAUAUAGUAAAUCAGAACACGUCUCAGGUACAAUAGACCACACUAUAAGGCAAUGUUCUGAAGGUGGAUUCUAGGUCAUUCUGGGUAAAAGUGUGAGCUGAGAUUGGGCAGUAUGCAUCUAUCAUGACACCGUAAUGAAGCACAUCUUUACAACACGUAGUGUAGCAACGCUAAAAGGGCGCAGAUCGGGCAGGUAACCUUAAACCAGAGGAAUUGUAGCACAUUGCUGACCAUAAGGCACUCGAAAGAUUUCAUUAUUUUUAAAUAACAUUUUUUUUUUUUUUUUUUUUUGCUUUUUCGGUCAGUGAUUGCUAAGAUUUGCACCCCAGUUGUUUCUAAAAUAAUUUAUUGUAGUAGCUGACAUAAUGGGAACAGCUGCUCAGACAUAUUCUGGGCACCAUAGUUAGCCCAUAUCUGUUCUAUUUGAACAUGAUUACCAGAACGAGUCGUGUAACAAAAUAUUCUAUGUACUGAAGGUUGUUUACAAUUAUCUAAAAACCAUUCUGUAUGCUGCAGGUUACUUUGGGGGAAGCAGAUUAUCUAAAAGCCAGAUCGGUUUUGAUAUUAACUGAGAAGCAGGUUCACUAUGCAGUGUAUAUACUGCGUUACUUAGAGCGCACACGGGCUCAGAUCCCCCCCGAGCUCCGUGAUCUCACCCAGGCCAUCUUACAGGACGAGGAACAGAGAAAAUCCAGCAGACAGAUUUGCCAAUAUGUCAAAGCUUUUGGUUCCUGCAGGUGAGGAAAUGACAUUGCUUGUGUUUUAAAGAAUAUGCAUUCCACAUUUAAAGGGAAACUCCAGUGCCAGGAAAACAAUCCUUUUUCCUGGCACUGCAGAUCCCCUCCCACCUCCCAACCCCCGGUUGCUGAAGGUUGGAGGGAAAACCCCUUCAGGUCACUUACCGGAGACCUCGCCGAUGUCCCUCGGCGGUGGUUUCUGCUCGCCGCCACUCCUCCCAGUCUUUACGCCGGCCGGUGGGCGAGACUGAUUCCGCCCACCGGCCGGGGAGAACUAAUGCAUGUUAGAGCUUCACAUAGGAAAGCAUGUCUUCAGAUCGGGGUAUUUAAUGUGCAUGUGCGCAUUAGGUCCCCAUCCCAUGAGGCUGUCCAGCGCCAUUUAAGGGAGUCGGGUUCCUCUAAAAUCCAGAAACUGCCUCUAGUGACUGUCUGAUAGAGGCAGUCUUAGUCAUGCAAGGUAAUUAUUGCAGUUUCUCUAAAACUGCAGUGUUUACAUUGCAGGGUUAAGGAGAACAGGGACAGUGCACCCAGACCACUUCAAUGAAAUGAAGUGAUCUGUGUGACUAUAAUGUCUCUUUAAUGUUAAAUGUAUAUUUAAAAGGUGGCAGUUCUAUGUUUUUUUGUUACAGGAAUAUAUGAAGAAUUUCUCUACCACACACAUGCAGCAAAUUCUACUGUAGGUUUUUCCCAUUUAAAUUUUUUUUUUGGUUACUUUUAAAGGCCAUGAUUUGUUUCAAACAUACUUUGACGUCUCUUUAUCAGUUUUGGAGACCUGUGUAUCAUUUUAUAUUCUAAACUCCCUUUAUUGGUAUUGACUAUAUAAAAGCGUUUAAAAAUCAUAUUAAGAGAGCCUAAAAACAUCCAAUAAUUGGUCAAAUGAUAAAAUGCUUGUAUAAAUCUUUAAUAUGCCUGAAUCAUUUACUGUAAAUCAGUUCUGUUUCUGUGUGGCUUUGUUUGGGAUUCUAGGAAUGAAAGUAGGAAGGAAGCCAGCAUGGAGUAGAAAGGGUGAAUGCUAAUGGUUUUUUUUUCUUCUCUUCCAGUAAAGACCAGUUUACUUGCCCUGAUCGUCAUCACAUUAUUCCCAGAGUGGAUCUCCUAGAUGGAGCUUUGUGUUAUCCAGCACCAGCCCAGUACAUAUCUGUAAGAAGGAACCCAUUUAUUGUUGGUUAUUGGUGGGGGCAAGCCUGUGUCCUUACAGUAAAGCGCAAUUCAGGGGGAAAUUAAUUGCAACUAGGGCAUUUUUCUCCUAAUAUGUGCUUUUGUAUUAUGCAUCAUUUACACUGUCUUUUAUUAUUGAUAUGUUAAUUUAUUUAUUAGAUUCUUUAUUUAUAUCAGGUGAUAUACAAAGCAGUGGUUCAACAUUGGAAUAUAGCAUGACUCAAGAAACAAUUUAGUAUAGAAACAAAAUUUCAAGUAAGAUAUAUAUAUAUAUAUAUCCUGUUUUUUUGUGUGUGGUUUGUAUUUUUUUGUCCAUCUUUCUUUUAUUGAGGGAGAUGAGCGAGAGAAAUACAAGAUAGGAAUAUCACAUCAUGGUGUAACAUCUCUUAGACAUGACAGCACCAUUUUAUAUUAAUUGAGUAAAAUAGGAACAUGUUAAACUGUUGUGUCAUGACUAUGAACAGAUGUAGAGAAGUUAAUGCAUACGGUAAUAUAGUAAAAUCACAGUUGGCUUAUAUACUUCUAUAUAAUCCGUCUCGCUUUUUUUUUUGUGAUGUAAAUUAAUCUGGCUAGUCUAACUAGGCACAACAAGCUAUACUACAUAGUAAUGCUUAACAAAUAACAGGUAGUUCUGCACAGUUUAAAGUGUAGAUUAAAGGGUUAGACUUACACAGUACAAUUUAAGUGACAAAGUAAGCUAUGUGAUUGCAUGCUCUUUGUACUGUGAAUUGGUAUUGUACUGCAUUUAGUGAAUCGAUAUAGGCAAGAUUAAAUGUCAGGCAUGUUAUGCAUUAUAAAAGAAGGUGUAUGAGAUCAGGAAAAAUUAGGCUGAUAAGCUAAGGAUCUUAAAAUCAGGUUAAAAACAUGCUAGGUUAACCACCAUCUCCCUGGAGCCUGUCAGAAUUACACUAUGCAAAAAGACUACAAAAAGAGUGUGUCUGCCAGGUGGGAGCCCAAUAGAGAGUAAUCAGCUUGGACAGUUCAGAUUGGGCUCUAGGCUGGGAGCGUUGUCUAGCGGGACUGCGGGAUAGAGAGUCAACAGUCAGCCGAUACCCCUGCUGGGUAUGGUGGCACCUUGGGCCGGGAGAGUCUACUGGAGGACAGUGAGCUGAAGGUAUAUAGAGGCUGCCCUCCAGCCCCAGGUCGGUAUGAAGGCCAGCACCUGCGGUCCACAGACUCGGUAUCUCGUUGAGGCCGGGUCGUCCCUCUGUCUGGCGCCAUGGAGAGCUUGGAUGUUCUGCCACCGCCAGCGAUGGUUGGGCUUCCGAUGGUGUGGUCGUUGCCAUGGAGGCUUUCUCUGACUGGUUUUCGGCCUGGGAAGGCGUUAAGGACGGAUAGUGUUAACUGCUCUAUGGGGUUCGCCCUGUGGGGACCUCUCCCAGCUCCUUUCUUCAUCCCCCUGCACCACUCUCUCAAGAUUAGGCUGUUGUUUGCUGCGGUGCUCCAAUCGUUCCCAAAAAACUUUUCUAACAUUCUGUCCAGUUGCUCAAUGUAGUGCUCCACCGGGUUGUUGCCCUGGCCGCUAUGGUGUGUUAGCGCAGGCUUCUGCCAUUGGGACGCGGACACCAUCUUGAGUGGCCUGCUGGCCGUGUCACUCUGGCUGUAGGGUGUUUCCGAAGCUUGUUUAGCAGUUUGCCCUGGGUUGGUUGGGACCGUGAUAACCCCCACCGGUCCAAAGGGGGAGGAAACGGGGGCCCGUGCCUCUGAAACUGCUAUGUUUACUGAAAAAAGGGUUGUGACGUGGUGUGGACGUGAGAGAGAGGCCUUGUCUCCCGCAGCUUCCCUGCUUGUCACGCUGUGGACCAGGCCGCACUGCUGGGCUCCGGUUUCUGCAGGUGGAAAUUCAAGAUUCGGGUACCGAUUUGUGCCGCUUCGAUUGCAGGUCAGCCCCCCCAUCUCAGAUAAAUUGUACCUGGCAUGGUAAGUCACUGUUAGGGCUUAGAUUGUACCCAUUGCUACCAGAGCUAUUAGCAAGUGCGUCCGGCCAUCUUGGCUGUCAGGCCCCGCCCCUGGUUUUUUUGUUUUUUUAAUAACAUAAAUAUGAAAAACUUUGUACAAAGAGGCAAUUAGAGGGCUUUACUUGGAUAGGUACUUCUAACCAAAGGGAGCAAAGGGGUGUGGGCGGGGAGGUGAUAAAAUGUUAAUCUGUAAAGGUGAUCAGUGGUAACGUGGGUUUAAGCAACAAGGAGCCUGAUAUUAAACUCUACCAGCCAAAGCUAAAGUAGAAAUAAAGAUAAAUUUAAAGGGACACUCCAGGCACCCAGACCACUUCUGCCCAUUGGAGUGGUCUGGGUGCCAACUCCCACUACCCAUAAACUGCAAUAUUUACCUGGCAGGGUUAAGUCCUCCUCUAGUGGCUGUCUACUAGACAGCCACUAGAGUACACUUCCAUGUUCGUAGAAUACAAAAUGUGCCGCCCAUGCGCAUUAUGUCCCCCCGGCCGCCCAUGCGCAAUAGGACGUCAGCCAGCGGGGGAGGAGUGUGGGCGGACCCUGACUCAGCGCCGAGGGACAUCGACACUGAGUAAGUCACUGAAGGGGUUUUAACCCCUUCAGCAACUUGGGGUGGGAGGAAGAGGGGUCCUGAAGUUUCCUGGCACUGGAGAGUCCCUUUGAGUACAUUUGAUUUUAUUUUAUUUUUUAAAAACCCUCCUUUCUUUAAAGGACCACUAUAGUGCCCUGAGGGAUCCCCCUCCCGCCGACCUCUGGGGGGAGGAAGGGGUUAAACUUACCUCUUUCUCCAGCGCCGGGCAGGGAGCUCUCCUCCUCCUCGGCUGAAUAUGCAUUCGCGGCAAGAGCCGCACGCGCAUUCAGCCAGUCUCAUAGGAAAGAAUUCACAAUGCUUUCCUAUGGACGCUGGCGUCUUCUCACUAUGAAAAUCACAGUGAGAAGCACGCAAGCGCCUCUAGCAGCUGUCAGUGAGACAGCCACUAGAGGCUGGAUUAACCCAUAGGUAAACAUAGCAGUUUCUCUGAAACUGCUGUGUGUACUGCAAAAAUCAUUAAACCUAGCUGGACCUGGCACCCAGACCACUUCAUUAAGCUGAAGUGGUCUAGGUGCCUAUAGUGGUCCUUAAAAAAAAAAAAAAGAGUUGCACCUGCGCUUGAGUUAAUGCAGCGCCGAUGGGUGGUAAGGAAAUGUUACCAUCAAAAAAAGAUACAUAAGUGGGCGGUAGGUAUUAAAAGAUUGACUACCCCUGCAUUAACCAAAGCACAAAUACAUUUGUAUGUGUUUUCUACUUACAGGUGAUACCUUUAGGUAUUGUGGAUGCUACUCGCUUCUUUGGGCGCAUAGUAACGAAAGAAGGCGCAUAUGAGAAACUUGUCGAAGAACUGGCUGAGUAUUAUUCCUUCGACAGUAACAAAAUGACCGACCAAAAUGUGGAGAAUUCAGGCCUGUAUGCACUGCAGGAGGGAUCUGUCUACCACAGGUAAGUGUACAGUAAAGCAUAGGACUGUCCUGUGUUCAGUCAGGUCUUUAAUAGCGCCCAGUGCUUCUCACAAGAAUCAACUAUAUACAAUAUACACGUGUUCACAGGCAUAAUGCACACAUCUUAAGGUUCAUCCAAGAGACAUUAUAGUACUGAAAAGAAGUGUGUACCCUCAUACCAAAUUAAAUAUAACAUUGGGAAAAUACUAAAUAAAAAUUAUAACAUUUUCCCUAUAUAUGCACAGAGAGCUUAAACAUAAUCUACUGAUCUAAUGAAAUGCAAAGAUCUAUAUACAGUCAAACUACCUUGUUGUCAAACAUUGUAUGGAACCCUAUAAUGGUGUUUAUAUUAAAGGUCUACUGCAAUCACCAUGACCGGUCCAGUGAUUUGAAGUAUUCAUGGUGCCUGAAAUCUGUAAGUGAAGCAUUUCACUAUGAGACGCUGCACAUACUGUGUUUAUCCCCUUUACUGCUCGAGGUGUAACUACACCUCCAGUAGCGUGAUUUGGGCGUUAUCAGCUAGGCCUGGUGUAAUUAUCCAGAUGGCUAAUGUCAAUUCUGUGCAUAUUUCUAUACACCGAGGGGCAUUAAUUGGCUAAGAGAGAUUAGCUGACACUCUCAGCCAAUGAAUGCCCGGCAGGAUCGGCAUCCGUCUUCUGCAAAUCUGGGUAAGCCAGAUGUUCCAAUCCUGAUACAGUGUUAACCGGCGGGGAAACCGUUAAGACAAAAUGUUGUAAAAUAAUUUGCCCCAUUAUCAGAGAACAGCACCAGAGGAGAAAUAAGAGGGGCUAAGAUUGUUCAGUGCUUUAUAGGUAUGGGUUAGCACUUUGAAUUGACUGCUAUAGGAUACAGGAAGCCAAUGUAAGGACUGGCAGAGGGGUGAGGUGUGAGAGGACCGACUAGAGAGGAAAAUCAGUCUGGCAGCAGAAUUCAUUACAGACUGUAGCGGGGCAAUACGGCUAUUGGGAAGACCAAUUUGGAGAGAGUUACAGUAGUUCAUGCGAGAGAUUACUAGCGCAUUGACAAGCUCCUUAGUAGCAUCUUUUGUAAGAAAGGGGCGGGUGCAGGCAAUGUUUUUAAGGUGGGAUUGGCAUGAUUUGACAACAGACUGGAUGUGAGGCUCAAAGGUGAGGCCAGGAUCAAAAGUAACACCAAGUUAUUUCUGAUAUGGGCCAUAAAAUGUCAAUUCCUACAUAUGUAUCAUGUAGAAAAUGUAGCACUUUGUUUUGCAGAUUUUUAUUUGCUUUCUGCUCAUUAUGUCUAACCUGUCAAUUGUGUAAAUAUAGCAAUUUGCAUUGUUCUCUGAUACACAGCUUCCAUUUCGUUUCCUCAAAGGGUCCAAGUCCUGCACAGCACACAGCAGGACGGUAUAUUAACUGCUCGUGUAAAAUACAUUGAUCAUGGAAAAACCAGUGAGGUCCACUGUCGCCAGUUAUUACAUCUCCCUCUGAGUGUCCAGAAUAUCCCACCCCAGGCUGCAGAAUUCAUUGUUUGCCGAGUUAAACCGAUUGACAAUGAAACUGAAUGGGAUCCUAAAGUAAGCAAUCCAUUUCUUUAAUGUAAGAGAUAUUUUACUGACUGGAAAAAGAAUCGAUAGGUGUGGGAAUUGUCUCCUCUACCAUUCUUAUUACUCGAUGCUUGCCUCAGGUCAUGGUGGCUUUGUAGAUACAUAUAAAGAAUGUUGUUUAGAUAUAUAUCAUAAUCCUAGUAUACAUUUGGGAUUUAGUGUUUGCUCUUCUUUUUUUUUAUUCUUUAUUUUUGUUGUGCUCAGUAGAGCAGUCAAGCGUGCAGUGCCACAGCAACAGUUACAAACAUAUCGGGAUACACAUUAGGACCGUUACAAACAUAUCGGGAUUCACAUUAGGACCGUUACAAACAUAUCGGGAUACACAUUAGGACAGUUACAAACCUAUCGGGAUACACAUUAGGACCGUUACAAACAUAUCGGGAUACACAUUAGGACAGUUACAAACAUAUCCGGAUACACAUUAGGACAUAUUGUGGCCCAGAAUCUCUUAAACAGGAGAUCCAGUUUAGUCUGGGUGUGGCAGUUUGGGCCUCAGCUGGAUCUCCGGUCGUGAUCACUGCCAUCUUGGAAGCCACGCAGUGGUCCCAGGCAGUACUGUCCCUGUUGCCAAGAGUGUUGGUGGGAGACCUCUUGGGACCAGGAUGACUGACGCAAUGCAGAUUUCCGCUCCGAAUGUCAGGAUGUGGCGUCUGGAAAGCAGCCGUCCCUCCGAUGCCUGACAGGCUUAAAGGCCGCAGCAAAUGAGGGAAGUGUAUUCCAGUUCAGGAAAGUACUGAGUCCGGUACUGACCGAGUCACCUGAUUCCCCACUAUGCGGUGAGUAACAUCUUGGAGCAGAAAUAAAUCUUAGUAAGCAGGUGUUGCUCGGGAGCACGCCUUGCAUGUGUCCACUCUGCUUGUCAGUCAGGCUUCGGCCCCGUGUUAUGUCAUAAACAAGUGAUCCACUCGAGUAAACCAUUAAAUAAGCAUGACGGGUGUCCUUUCAACAUAUGACUAAUGUGUUAAAUGGUCUGUAACCUCUUUACAUCGUAGCUUGCUAAUAGCCGCUAUGUUUAUCAGCCGUAUGAAUCGCAAUGUUUUCUGGUAUAACCACCGCCCUCUGCAGAGGCAAUAAGAGGUAUACUACACUGUUCUUAUAAGUUGGAUGGUGAUAACCGCUUCUGUCAGAGGAAUGCAACCCGAGCCCUCUCCAAGGGGCACUGUAUAGAAAUGUAGAACGUUUAACAUUUUAAUACUUUCAGGGCUAUUCACUAAAUUUGCAAAUGGCAGUCAAAAUAGCCACACUAACAGAAUGAUUAAGUUGGAGAAUUGCUCCUUUUUGGCAUACAAUAUCAAAUUGUCAAGUCAGACUUUUUAUUUUCUUUCUUUCUUCAGUUUGUUGAAUAACUUUGUGUGUGUGUGAGUCUGUCUGCCUGCCUAACAACAUUUUGCAAAUAUUAGAGGAAAAAAUGUGCUUAACCGUUGAUGCCGAAUUGUAUUUUUGUUGGUUAUAAGUGCCUGUGCUUCCAUCUUUUUAAAGGAGCACCUCUGCUAAAAUAUCAUAAUAAAUUCGAUUUUUAAAAAUCAAUAUUAUGUUUCAAUAACAAAGCUACAGAAAGUUUAGUUGUGUUUAUCACUUGAAGAUCUGUCAGCAUAGGAUUGGUUUACCUCCUCCAGUUACAGAGAAACCUGUCACAUCCACCGCCAAUCAGAGCCUGUGAUUUCCAGGACAGACUGAUAGAGGAUGAGUGUGACAGUGCAAGAGAAGGUAAGUCUGAAAUGAGGAUUGAGUUGGGUUAAUGAGAUAGGGUAAGUGUGGCAAAGCAAGGGCAGGUGAGUUUGGUAUGGUUGGAGUGGGUGAGAGUGACAGGAUUAGGAGGGUUUUGGGCGAGUUUGGCUGGGCGUAGGGGGAGACAGUGUGUGGGGACUGAAAGUGUUUGGGAAUGGUGACAGUGUAUGUGAAGGGGACGUCCGUGUGUGUGGUAAUGAUAGGGUAUGGGUGGGGGAUGACCAGGUGUGCGGAGGAAGGCUGUGACAGCGUGUGUGUGCUGGGGGCUGUGUUAGGGUGCGGGGGUGGGGGGCGGUGAGGAAGUGAUAGGGUGGAUGUGGGGUGACAGGGUGGGGAAGCUGUGACAUAGUUGGGGGAGCUCUGACAGGGCAGGAGUGGUAGGGGUGGUAUGACAGGGUAGGGGUCUGUGAAAGAGUAGGUGGUGGUGGGGGACUGUGACAGGGUAGGAGGUGGGGAGCUGUGACAGGGAAGGGGUAGUAGAGGCCUGUGACAGGGCAGAGGUGGUAGAGGGGAUAGGGCGUGGAGUGGUAGGGGGGCUGGGGCAGGAGCUGGUAGGGGGACAGAGGGGGGCUGUGAGGGGGUGGGGUCGGGAGCGGAGACUGUGACAGGGCAUGGGAUCAUAAAUACCUUUAUUAUAAACUGAUUCCUUGGUGAGCAGGCUGUAUCCCUGGUGGUCCGGUGGGCUCCUUAUCCGGUCUGCAGCUCCGCCGGGUGCAGAGCUACAGACCACGUGCUAAGUCUCGCAAUCUCCAGUCAGAGCAUUGCCGUGUUAACCUACGGCAACGCUCUGAUUGGCUCAGAUCGCAAGACGUCUAAGUUUGCAGCUCUGCACCCAGCAGAGCUGCAGACUAGAGGCGGCUAUCUCCCAGGCAGGCGGUGUGGAGGGUCCGCUGGGCCCUCUCCUGCGUUGGGCCCUCAGUCUCUGACACUGCCCUAAGGCGAUUUAUGCGGCCGCCUAAAUCUUCUAAUUAGAGAGCCGCCUCUGGAUUGGAGUAUCGUGGCAGUGAAAAAUCUGAGGAUUUACAAGGGGCUGUGAAAGUAGCUUCUCUGGGCAGAAUAUAACACGUGUGCAAUGCGAAUUUCAUUAGAUUGCAUACACAGGGAUUUUAGGAGAUCUGCUUUUAUUCAUCAAACUAGAGAUUAUAAGGCAUAACUAAACAAAAAUUUAAAUACACAACUUUACUUAAGUAGAAGAGUAAUAACAAUGUGAUUUCAUCUAUAGUAAUGGUAACAAGGUAUUUACACUUCAUUGUAAGAUGGUGGAAUGCUGGCUGAUGCCUUGCUGCAGGUAAUGAGAGACUCGGCAGAAGGUCUUUGUGGUGGGUCGCCUUCAACUAGUGCAGGUCUUUUAUAACCUUAAAUCGGCACUCUCAACAUCUGCAAAGACCCCUGACUGACACAGUGACAUCGCCUCUUGGGGGGGAACAGCUGAAAAAGUCUAAAUGUUGGCAAUAACCCUGAUUUUCAUUGGGGAUUGAAUACUUUUUAUUCUAACUGUAUAUUUAAGGUAGGUAUUUUUCCUAUAUUACGGUCUGAUAAUAUAGCUGCAAAUGUCAGGCUAAUAUUUUUCAAUCAAAAAGUUCUCGGUUGUGAUGGGGUUAACCAUUGUAUGUAGAUACAGACCAACUGAAAAACCAAAUUCCUUCUUUUCGAAGGGCUUGUAACAAAAAGUAAAGUGGAAAGUACUAUACAAAAUAUUUCUCCAUUAUAUUCUUUUACUCUGUGUGUCAUGUGUGCAUUUGGCAUUAUCGUCUUUUACUGUUGUUCCAUUGUUUUAUUAUUUUCGUAUAUAAUAUAACCUAACAAAUGGUGGCGGGAAUCCUAUUUACUUCCCCAAUAUAAUUAACCCUGGUAUCUUUUUUUUUUUUGUAAUAGGUGAACAGGAUUAUUAGUAAGCAUAUUAAAGAAAAACUACAUUCGGCAAAAGUUGUUCUCAGACUUGAAAACACGUAUUGGCUCGAUCCCAUGGUAAGACUUAUUAAAAUAGAACUUACAUUUUUAAGGGGUUUAUUUGCUAAAUAGCGUCAACAGAAAUCCAAAAUUCUGCUGCACUCUUUAGUAAACAAACUCAUUAUACUGAAAAUCUCUUGUUUGCAGAUAGAUUAAAGAAUAGGAUUUUAAUUCAACUUGAUUGGAUUGUUUUUAAAUCCUGUAAUUAAUUAACCUGUUGGUUGCUUGUGACCAAACACUGUGAAGGAAGCAUUUUAAGCAUAAAAAUAUACAUUAUAUCACACAUUGCAAGCUCUCAGCCAGUUGGAUUCUAAUUAAGGUAAAGUAGUAUUGGUGCUUAGUGUCUCUGUAGCUGUAAGCAACAUAAUUAUUACAGCUCAUAGUAGUAGUAGCUAAGCAGUUUUGAGUGCCACUCUAAUCUGACAGAAAACAUGGUGGUAGCAUUUAAAGACCAAUAUUUCCUAGCCCGUACAAUGAACUAUAGUGGUUACAGUGCUUAGUAACUCUUUAACGUGUCUGGCACGCAGAGAGGUCAUUUGCUCUUCUAUCUCGAGUACUGCUGUCUCCUUGACAAUAACAAAUACUAAUUGAUGCACAAACACAUGUCGAUCAACGAUUCACUCAUAAGGAAGGAUAGACAGAUGUUCUGUUCCAGAACGUAGACUGACUUUGCCAUUGUUGGAGAACCAGCAAUGCUUCCAUCUUAGUCUGACAUAUGCCUGGACCAAUAAUUAACAAGAGACUGCCAAUAUGCAAGUUGGAGAAGGGGAGGCAGAGGGAUCUGUUGUUUGGUUCCCUAUCAAAGGGAUCUUUUGAUGUCUUAAAACAAUUACCAGAUUUCAUAAACGACAGACACCUCUCUUUUGUAGGUCCAAGUGAGCAGACUACCAGGUUUAUCAACCUAUAUCAACGAGCUCAAUGUACGCCAUGAGAUCUUGUUUACUGGAUUGGGAACUGAUAAUCCCAAGCACAUAGAGCAGCUGAAAUCGCUAGUGGAAAAUGCAAUAAAACCAGCCGAGUCAGACACCAGGUGGGUAUCUAAUCAACUCUUAAUUCCUGGAAAUGUUACCUUUUAAUGAGGCAGCAAGAAAUAUCGUUGAGAUGCUUACAUUCAAGGUAAAUAUUGUCAUCUAUUUUUACUUUUCAACUGUGAAACUUUCAGGGUUCCUAAUGAACAGGAACAGGUUGCUGAAAAAAACAAUAGCGGCUGCCCUUCCAAUCCAGAAACCAGUAACGGCCGCCCAUCCAAUCUAGAAACCAGUAACAGCUGCCUACCUAAUCCAGAAACCAAUAACUGCCGCCCGUCCAAUCCAGAAACCAAUAACUGCCGCCCGUCCAGUCCUGAAACCAGUAACUGCCACCUAUCCAAUCCAGAAACCAGUAACGGCUGCCUAUCCAAUCCAGAAACCAAUAACGGCCGCUCUUCCAAUCCAGAAACCAAUAACGGCUGCCCUUCCACUUGGCCUGUGUCAGAGACCGUGAUUUGUGAUCUGGACAAUGACCGGUGUGCACCAGAGAGCCAGCAUUAUGGUGAGUUUAAACGUUUUCAUUUCCUGUGUGAUGGUCUUUGUAGAACUAAAUGGAUGUCUUUUUUUCCCACCAUUAGAUCUUUUAUUAUUUAUAUCAUUAUUUUAAAAGUGAUGCUUCAAUGAUGAGUAAAAUGUUUGUAAUGAAUUGUAAAUUAACAUUUUAUACAGAAUGUGCUACCAUUUAUUUGACUGGGGAAUACAGCUGUUUGUGCUGCUCACUUGUUUUUCUGUAUAAAUACCUUUCUCAUCCCUACAAGGUGCACUGCGUUUGUGUUAUAAAAUUGUCCCCUACAAGUUUGAAAACCUCCUGAUUGCUGAUAACUGGUACCGAUAUUCUGUACAUUUUAAAUUUUUAAUCAAGUAACAGAAUUUCUACACUAAUCUGGCAUUAACGGAAUAUGCUGUCAGAAGUCACACUCAAAUCACUCACAGCCAGUACAGGCUGGGAUCACUGUUACUAAUAGGAGUGUGAUUGAUGACAUCCAGACCAGUACAUUACAGGAGAUUAUUCACUGUCUCAACUCGCUGACUUCAGCUGAGCUCCGUGUGCGGGGGCUCACAGAAAGAGGUGAUGUGAGGUCACAACGUGCUGCUUCAUUGGCUGGCAAGUUAUUAAUAAUAUCAAUAAAUUACAAGGCUGAUACAGAUUAUCGGUAAAAUGCUGGAUAGCGGCUCUAAUAAUCAUAUAAUUGGUCUAUCCAUUGACCAGAGUAUAAUAAUCUUCCAGGAAUGUCCCACUGUAUAGCUGUUGGAAAGUGGCUUGACUCUUAACAUUUACCUGGAUCCCCAGGUCACCCACAGUCUGGCUCCUCUUAAUAGAUAUUGAGAAAGUUUUACUUUGACAUUAGUAAUAACAAUGAGUUCCUCUUUGGCAGCUGACACUCCUCAGCCAAUGAAUUCCAUCCACAGCGAGACAUAAUGGACACAACUGGGAUAAGCUGCUCAACCAAUUUGGAUUCAGCACUAAGUCACUGCCCACAGCCUAGUUAAGCUGUUCUUAUAGAAAUUCUAUAUUUAUUUUGAAAACAUAUGAAAAAACGCUGUAUACAGAACUAACUACAAUAGAACGUGUAGAAGAACGUGUGAAUACUAAAAGCAGCAUGUUCUUGCAGUGACGUCUGUCUGAUAGUCUGCCAGUUAGUCAUCCCUGCUCUGUGUAACAUAGUGGAAAUCCAUGUCCAUGCUGCAUGAAUAGACACUGUUACUAUAAAUGGUCCAGAUUGUUAAUAUUAUCUUUAAUUCAAACAUAUCUUAUUUUUUUAUAUCAGACAGUGGGGGUGAUGUAUGUGCACUCCAUCGAGAUCCACAGACUACAUCUAUAGUUGAAGGGUGAGUAGACCAUGAAACUCAUAUAAUGUUUAUAGCACCAUACAAGUCUUCACCUCGGGGUUCCGAUAUCUUUUGUAUUAGCGCGCCAGCAUGGGGGAGGCACUCACAUGUCUAAUGCAGACUUGUCCUUUGCUUUUAUUCUGAAGCUUGCAUCCAGAAGUGAAAUGGUUUGAGAAAGGAGAAUCUGUUGUCCUGACUGUGAAACUGCGAGAUAUAACGAAUCAUAACUGUGUAUUUUAUGAUGACAGAGUUUUAUUUAGGUAAGUAGAGCAGCUAUUACCAAACAAACAACAUCAAUGUCCCAAUGGUAGUGUACCAAAACUGUAUAUCAACAUGGACGUAAGACAUACAUGCAAAACUGUCAGUUCCCUUUUAUGAAAUUAGCCACACUUACUUACAUUCAUACAAAACACACAAAUGCACAAUUAACCUGCAUCCAUAGGUACAUACUAAACUAACACAUCCACACACUGACAUACAUUCAGUUUUCAUAUCCGUCAUGUACUGCUGGUCCCUGAGGAAAGAGUGGAGAGGUUCUGGGUAACUGUCCCGGGAUUCCAGUGUUUGGUGAGCAGGAUAACUCCCCAGCAGAGCAGGACAAUCUGAGAGGCUGUGGGUGCGAGAAUGACGUCGUCACAUGCUACCACCUGCUUCCGCGGACAUAUGCACUAGUGUGGGAUAUGCGAUAAAAUUACUGUCACAGAGACAUCCUGAGUGCACUGCUUGGCUCCCAUGCAUGCAUGUGGUCAUUGAGGGUCAUCUACUAAACAGUGAUUCUUAUUUAAUUUUGACCGUGGAGUGUCCCUAAUAAUACUGACUAUAUCUGCAUCUUAGAUGAUUCAGACAGAUUUGGGUGUGUUUUGAUUAAAAUUGUUAGUGAUAGAUCAGUUAGUAGGUACCCGGUAGAUUCCUGGCCAUUGGUACCAGCAAUGACUGUAAUAUAACCUCCACUCACACCCUGUCACAGGUUCCCUAAUAAGCCGCUUGUUUAUUAAUGUCCAAAUUCAUGAAUAUUUGGGGACAAUGGGAUGAUGGUUUUCUUGCUGAAGGAUAUCCCAGGUCAGGUACAGUUCAAGUUGUGUGUGCACAAUGUAUUUACAAUUGCUACCCUUAAGCUUCCCAUUGGAUUAAAACUGACAGUUUUCCGAUUGACACUAAUGCGAUCUGCUUACACCACUUGGAGAGUACAAUCCUCAUAACACUAAUUAUCUGAUUUCCCUGUGCCAGACUCUUGUUUUUAUGUUGCCUAUUUGAGCUAGGUAUUUUGUGCAGUUGAACAUGUUGUUUUAUGUAUAUUUCAUUGUCUUUAUUGUAUUUGCCAUGCAAAAUUUAAUUAAAAUUAUAAAUGGAGAAAACAACAAAUAAACUGCUUGCUAUGUGGCCAAGACCGCUUUCUGGGUGUUUCAUGUGGUGUAACGUUCACUUUAUUGCAGUUGCCAUGCCGGAGGGAAGUACUAUUCAGCACAUUUGGAGCUCAGCCAUGAGAUCCUAAAAGAGAAAUCAGCUUGCCAGAUUAAAAAUGGAGAACCUGUGAUUUCUUUAUGGAAAACCCAGCCGGGAAAGUGGACCAACCUGCUUAAACAUAAGGUAGGUCGUUAAAUGUGCUAUUUUACUCUGCUUGUCUGGUUUAACGUCACAAUCAUUGAUGUAUCUUUCACGUCUGUCUUUUAAGUGUCCAAACGUCAGCUUUGACUUUGACCACUGGGAGGAUACGGAGGAGAACAGCUGGCUGCCUCAGUGUAAGUAUUUCCACUCUCUGGCAUUUUACGGAGGUUAACCCAUUGUGUGCCACGCAGGUUGACGUCAUCUUUGAAUUGGAAAAGGAAACAGUAAUUGUUCACACGCAAACAGACUAUUGUGGGUUUGGUAUAAAAAGUGUUUCUGUGAGAAAAGUGACGUACAGAAAUACAAAGUUAGAUGCAAAAGUGCCAUUCUUAGAUCACUUUUAUAGCACUCCAGCUCUCUGCAGUCCUGGCUUUAGAUUAUAUGUGUAUAGCCUAAGAAAAGUUGUACAUUUCAGCAUAAAAGGCCACAACUGUGCCCCAUUUAGACCUCUUUAUACACACGAUACAUGUUGGCCAAACAGGUUAAUACUUGUGUUAGAUUUCAACAUUCAUACAUAACCCUCUGUGUGUAAAGAGCAAUGUAACUGUUUUCCUUUUAUUUUCCAGUCUCCAAAAGUCCCCAAAAUAGCUACGCCAUCCUACGAGGAGAAGUAGAAUCCUCUGACUUCAGUGAAUCUGACAGUGAUUAAAUCAGAAGCCUGACUGUCCUGUUGUCUUCCGUCAGCCGGUUGUGAUUGUGCCAAUAUGUAAAUGUGGUUCAACCGGUCGUCGUCCAAGGAAACUUACAUGACCUGUGCUUUUGUGAAAUAAUGUACACCCAGACACCAGGCAGGGUGUACUAAAGAUAAUGCUCAAGUUCUGCUUUGAUGACAUGGUAACGUAAAUAUGGCAUCCGGUGUCACUUUGUAAGUAAAUCUUAUGUUCUAUCUAGAGGAAUUCUAGGGACCUAGAUUGUGGAAAAAUAGCAUAUUAAGAGGUAUUUACUAAAAACCCUAGAAGCAGACACUUUUUUUUUUUUAGUAUUAUUUACCCUGUUAGAAAAAGGGGCUCCAAAUCAGAAUCAAGACGUUUAAACAAAUUAGUGUUAUAUUUGUAUUAUCAAUGUAUUUAAUUGGUAAAUCUCCACUGUUUUGGGAUGUAGACACUUAAGUUUAUUGUCCUAAAUCUCCAUAAACCGAAUCAGAGUUUGACUUUGUGGAUUUCUGAGUGUAAGCUUGUGCAAUAAUAUUGUUUAAGCAGAAUUUCUUAUAAAGAAGGUACUAUGCAAAUGCCAUUUUUUUUUUCCCUGUGAUUCUGUAACCUCUGACGAUACAUUUAAUUUGCAGAGAUUCCAUUUAGUCUAUAAAAUGUUUUUUUGGUUUUUUUUUUAAGUGAAACAUUUUAAGUUAAAGUAGCAUUCUAAGCACUAUACUCAGUACAGCUCAAAGUGGUAUUGUUUAUAGUGCAGAAUGUGGGAAACAGAGCAUACAAUCUAUUUGGGGUUUGUCAGGCACCUUCACAUUAGCUCAUCCAACUAAAGUUGGAUUGAAAAAAUAGGACUUUAACAAAGAUCUGGACUAACUUUUUGUCCUGAGAGAAUUCGACUCGCCAGCCUCCAGCUCCAUUUAAUGCUGGAUGGUUUUGUCAAACAGGUGGAAAUGUUUUGACAUAAAUUGAGGGGACCACAUCCACAUACUCCAUAGAACCAUAACCACUUCAAUUAUCUUUAAUGGUUAUGGUGCUUUGAUUAACGUGAAGACACAAAGCUAAAUAAUCUUGCCUCUGAGUAAAGAUGCACUUUUGUUUUACUCUAAACAAAACAAAAUAGUCCAUUUAUAUUUCCAGAAGCAAAUGUUACAUUAAUCAAAAAGAUAAAAUAUUUUUUUUUUUUUUCGAUUAAUGGAACGUUUGCUUCUGGAAAAGUGGCAAAGAUUAAGAAAUUGUUUCUUCUUCGGGCUAUUUGGUAGAGACAAAUUCUACCCCUGGAGCAGCUAUUAUUACAGUCAGCUUAUUUUAAUGUGAAGAGGUUCAUUCAGUAAACAGUGAAUUGAAAAUGUAGGUUAAAACUGCCAAACUGUGAUUAUAAGCAUAGGUUAAACAUAUGUCUGAUCCCUGCAUAAUAGACUAGAGAUCAGCGCUCUGAUUGGUAUUUUCAAUAUCAAGUCCAUUCAACCUGGACAGUAAUGACAAAGUGUAAUUUUGGAUCAAAAGGGGACAUUUUCUGAGUGCUGGGGAGAGCCUUGAUUUUUGUCAGACUGCUCCCAAACAUUUUAUCAACCCCAAAAAAGGGGGGGAGCGGGGGUUAGAGUUGUGCCCGUAAAGUCUUGGCAUCAUAAACGUUAAUCUGUUGUGAAUGGAAGAUGCGGCCUACCAGACUAUAUAGUGUUCAUUAAACAUGUUUUAUUUUUCUAUCUACAAAACCAGGCUCCUUACUACAGUAAAAUGCAGAAUAUUCAAAUCUUAAAACAUGUCAUGGUUUGCCUUUUCAAAAAAGUUAACUCCGCUAUGCCUUAUCUAUGAUGGGGAACUUUCCUGAAAAAAAAACAAACAUUUUAUUUUGUAGUAGCAUGUAUGAAUAUAUAUUACUUGGCAGAGUUUUAGUGGCCACAGUCACUGAUGUUUUGAUAACUGAUUAAAGGAACACUAUAGUGUCAGGAAUUAAAUAAUGUAUUCCUGACACUAUAGACCUAAAUGCACUAUUGAGCUUUCCACCUCCCCCCUCUUUACCUCUGUUAAAAAGUUAAUUUAGUCACCUUUUUCCAGCACCACACAAGUCUCAUGACUUCCCCCGCCCUCGCGUUUCUCUGAAAAGGCAGUGUUUACAUUAAAAGGCCUGCAGGGACAGGCAAUAGCUACCAGAACUACUACAUUAAGCUGUGGUUGUUUUGGUGACUAUAGUGUCCGUCUAAUUGACUGUAUCUAGAGUAUUCUAUAGCCAGCUGUUUGUAUCUGUGGCAGCACCUGAUACACAGUGUUGUGGAGUCUGAAGCCUCAAUCAAUGUGCAGUAUAUGCCGGUUUAUAAAUCAGUUCCCUAACAAUAAAGGUGUAAUGGGUUUAGGCCUAUACUCUGCAGGUAAGUUGACAUCAAAAAGAAUUUGACUCUGACAUAUACACUAAAUUGUAAUAUGGUAAUCGUAACAUUAUUAUUCAGUAGUUACUAAAAUUGUGGAAACCUUUUUGGAAAAUUUGUAUUUGACGGAUCAUACGUUUUUUGGGGCUUUUGGGGGGGGGGGGUAGAAUACCAUAAAAUUCGAUAUCAUUAGAAAUAAGAUUUAAUGCAGAAUAUAAUGCAACACGGUUUGUUCUAAACACAGAAACCCCUGAUAAAGGAUAUUUCAGAACUUCUCUCUAUUUCGGUUAGUGAUUUGGGAAAUAUUUAGCCAUUUCAGCCUUGCAGCUGGGUCCCAUGGAGUGAAGCAAGUGUUUUGGUUUAUCUCGUGUUAUAUUGUAUGAUUGCUUCUAUCAGCUGUCUUUUAUUCCUCGGGUUCUUCUAACAAGUUUCUUUAAUUGGCAUCACAGAUUUUCUUUUGGAUUCAGGCCAGGGCUGUGACCUGGAUAUUCUAGCAGUGUAAUAGGAUUUUCCUAAAAUCAGCAAUAUUACAAGGAGCUAAACCCUGGUUAAAUGGAUACUAUAGUCACCCAGAUCCUUUCUUAUUGAAGUGGUCUACGUGCAAGGCCUUUGUUCCCUUAACCCCUUAAGGACACAUGACAUGUGUGACAUGUCAUGAUUCCCUUUUAUUCCAGAAGCUUGGUCCUUAAGGGGUUAAAGGGACAUUCCAGGCACCCAGACCACUUCUGCCCAUUGGAGUGGUCUGGGUGCCAACUCCCACUACCUUUAACCAUGCAACUGUAAUUAUUGCAGUUUUUUAUAAACUGCAAUAAUUACCUUGCAGGGUUAACUCUACCUCUAGUGGCUGUCUACUAGACAGCCACUAGAGGGCACUUGCUGCUUCACAGGACAGGUCUGUGCUAGAGCGUCGCUGGACGUCCUCACACUGUGUGAGGACCUCCAGCGUCUCUCAAUUCCCCAUAGGAAAGCAUUGAAAAGCAUUUUCAAUGCUUUCCUAUGGGGAGCUCUAAUGCGCAUGCGCAUUAGGUCUCCCCGGCCGGCCGGAUCAGUCUCGCCCACCGGCCGACGUAAUGCAGAGGAGGAGGAGGAGGCGCGGCGGCGGAGGAAUAAGCAGCGACGUGGACAUGUCCCUGCCUCUGGUAAGUGACUGAAGGGGUUUUCACCCCUUAAGCAACUGGGGAUUGGGAGGUGCAAGGUAGAGGGGACCUGCAGUGCCAGGAAAAUGGAUUGUUUUCCUGGCACUGGAGUUUCCCUUUAACCUUGCAAUGUUAAUUAUUGCCAUUUCUGAGAAACUCCAAUAAUUACCUUUCUGGGCUAAGACUGCCACUAGAGGCGCGUCCUGCCUGUUAUGUGACUGUCGCCUGACUGAAACUGGAUGUUCUUACGCUCUGCAUGAGGACAUCCAACAACAGUAAAAUCUCAUUGUUGCAGGACUUUCCUAUGCGGAGGGCGUAAUGCACUCGCCGCAUCCAUUGGGUGACGGGGGGGGGGAUCGAGUAAGUACAGUAAGUGUUUAUUAACCAUUACAGUGGCGGGGGGAGGCUAUAGUGCUAGGAAUACAGAUUUGGAUUUGUGGGUUGAGUGAGUUUGCAGGAAAAGUUAUUUUACAUUACUUUCUAGGUGACCGGUUACUUCUUUUUACUCUGUCAUAUUAGUAAGGUCUCAAUUUGAUAGUUCUUGGAUAAGCUUUUAAAAGGAUGUUUCUUAAAAUAUCAAUUUUUAUUUUUUUUACAAUAAAUCAUUAGAAAAGUGUAUCCCAAAAAUAAAUCUAAGCCUUAUUUAUGAAGUAAUUGAAAAAUCAGUGGUCAACUUGAUGACAUUCACAUUUGAACAGUAUCUCUAAUACUAACACCUUAAUACCGCGUCAUGAAACAUGUCCGGCUCCCAAUAAUUGGUCACUUUUAGUUAAAGCAGCACUGUCCCCCUCCUCCUCCUUUCCCCGUAAAAUGAUAAUUUCCUAAAGACAGAACUUUUAUGAAAUACUCAUUUUGACUGUGUUGGAAUUUCACUGAGGUGCCAUGAAAAGGAUUGGACAAACGAAGAUAGGUUUAGUAAAUAAAUCUCACCUUUACCAGACCGGCCACCAGACCCCCAUUGGCAGUGUCACCAUCAGGGGUCUUUGCAAAUUCGGCCAAGUCCCCAGAUGGUGAUAGUACCACUUUAAGGAAAUCCACUUCAUGUUACAAAAUGCAGCUGUUUUUUCCUGGUUCUUUGGUUAUAUAACAUUGGAUAGAAUCAAGAUUGUUGCAUUACGUUCGGCAUGAAAUUAUCAAAUAGAUUUCUGAUAUGUCAUUUUAUGGCAUUAUUCUAAAAAAGACUGAUGUUAUAAGCCAGCAAACCUUACAAAUCCUAAUUUUCCAAAAGGUUUCCACAACUUUGGCCACUUGUGUAUAAUAAUAGAAGAGUUUAAGGUUUUGUGUACCCACUUCACAUCUUAGAGACACAGACCCUCAUUUACUCACAGUAGAGAAGCUGGAGGGUUGAAUAAAACCCGAAUAUGUUAUAAAAUAAAGAGCUAUGUUUAACUUGCCAAGUAACAUAUUCAUGCAUGGUCUAACCUAUAAGGCUCCUGGAGAAGUGGGCACAAAUCAGAGGUAAAGAGACACCAUAGGCACCCAGACCACUUCUUCUCAUUGACAUGGUCUGUGUGCAGUGUCCCAGGUCCCUUAAUCCUACAAUGGUAAUUAUUGCAGGUUUUGAUAAACUGCAAUAAUUGCCUUGGAGGGUUAACUCCACCUCUCGUGGUUGCCGCAAGGGAGGGGGGCACUUUGUUUUACUGGCACAAUAGUUUCCCUUUAACAUAAUAGAACAGGGAUAGGCAACCUUUGGCAGUCCAGAUGUUGCGAACUACAUCUCCCUUGAUGCUUUGCCAGCAUUACGGCUGUAGGAGUGCUGAAGGUUGCCUAUUCCUGAAAUAGAAAAUAAUUGACUGGUUUAUUGAAGGCAUUUUUCUUAUAUAGAAAAGGAAAUAAUAAAUGUGGUACAUUUCAGUUAGCUCCACCCCUGGGUUCUGUCUGUGUUUAGUGAUUAUACCAUCUAAUCCAGCCCUCCAGAUGUUGCUGAACUACAACUCCCAUGAUUCUCAGCCUAUCUAUUUCUUUCGUAGAAUCAUGGGAGUUGUAGUUCAGCAACAUCUGGAGGGCCGGAAUUUGGGAAGCCUACUCUAAUCAGUCUGAUAUACAGCGCUCAGCAGGGGAAUCUCCUUUUACUGAGAAAUUACUAAACCAGUGAAUAUAAUAAGUGUAUACUGCAUGUUUGGCAAAAAGGAAGAACACCAGUGAUGGGUGUAAUUAAAAGUGAGUGAGUGUCCUAUUCCGUUUCCAACAAAACAAGUGAUCAGAGUUUAGAAACGUGUUAACUGCUCAAUAGAAAAUAUGACUGAGAAGAAAAGCCUGGAUUUUUUUUCCCCUUAGAAGCCAGUGUAGCUUUUUGUAUCUCUGUAUGUUUUAUUUUGUAACAUUUAUCACUCCGCAGUAAUGUUUUGGGAGGGGUAAAUGAGACGUGUUCACAUAAAUUCCUAUGUUUUGGCGUUUGUUUGUUUGUAGUUUAUAUGUGUUUUCUGUUAGCAACUGUUCUGCAUUUAUUUAUGUUCUUGAAAUGUAUUAGGAAAUAAAAAUGUUUGUUAAAUGCUGAA